UGUUCGUGUGAAGGUUGGCUCUGCUGCUGUUGAGCUGGGAGGUGACGGCGCUGUCUGUCUCGCUGUUUGUCGGGCGGAGGAGAACUUCACAGCGGGUGUGGCUUCAACGUGAUAAAUCUCAACGCGGGGGGAAGAAUGCGUUACGGCAAAAGAAAUUAAAAACCAAACAAUUAUUUAAAGAAGAAAAAACAACAUCGCCCCUCCUCGUGAGUGCGCGCGUGCGUCCGUUAAUUUGACUGUUGAAAUCGGUCUGCUCGGUUUUUCAACAGCUGGAAUACUUUUUUGUCAACUUUGUGGCCCGUUUUGACGAGUUUAACCUGCUCUCAUGGUUUGCUGCAGGAACCGAAGCUAAAAGGUAACCAAAAAGUUUCCCUCUCUGGAGACUGGACAACUCCUCGGGGUUUUUUUUGGAAACAAACUACUAAUGCUGUUGGUCAACUGACUUACUGAACAGCUUGUGAGAGCCUUGGAGGAAUUUCAUACGUGAGAAAAACCAAGUUCACAUCUCGUCUGUUUGUAUGAUUUUCUUUCCCUGUCGCGGAUGAACGGACUCCGUCACGUUUGUCGCCACUCAUCAAAAAAGGGAAGUCGUCUCGCUCAACUUCGGCUCUUAUUUUCUUAAUAAGGGGCUUUUUUGGCGUUCGGCCGGUGAAUUUUUUUUCCAGGUGAUAUUUUCCCACUAAGCAGCAGUCCUGAAGCGCGCACUAGGAACCAUGGGGUGUACGGUUAGUCAGGAAGAUAAAGCGGCGGCCGAGCGGUCCAAAAUGAUUGAUAAAAACCUGAGAGAAGAUGGGGAGAAGGCUGCGAGAGAAGUGAAACUGCUGCUGCUGGGUGAGUAGUCUGACACAAUCAUGUUCCUUCGUUGCAAAAUGUCCAUAUUGGUGGUUUACAGACGUGUUGUGUAACUGCGUGAAAUAUUUGACCAUUUGUACGAACAUGACACAUGGGUACAACACGCAAAAAGUCAGCUUACGCUAUAAAUAGCAACUUUUGUGUCCCUGAAAGUUGUGGCCUUCAGUCCUUUCUCACACACUUUUUAUUAUAGCUACUGUAAAACCUUUUUUAUUUUAAGACACUGCCUGAAACACGUGUUUAAAAGCAGCAUGUCCUUAUGUAGGCUUACUUUGCCUACAUUCUCUACAUACUUCUGUCGUUGAGAAAGUUUGGAGGAGAAACGGUACCCUGGAGCACAUAUCGAGCUCGGAUAUCGGAUAUCGGUCCGAUAUCAAAAAAAAAAAAAAAAUCAAAUAUCAGAUUAUAUCGGCCUCCAUCUAAAAUCUCUGAUAUCAGCACCCGGAUACAAGCGGUCUAUUCCAGACCCCCCUCCAGCACCUCUAUCUAGCAGCACCUCGAUCCAACAUGUAGAGUGCAUAUGAUCACAACAACAGUGUGUACUAAGGUACUAACAAAAUACCAAGGAGUAGGAGUGCUGUCGGCCCUGUGGCAGUAUUUUUGUCUGAAAAAGACAGCUGCGCGCAAAACUUAUCAUGCACAAGUUUGUGCUAACAUCGGAUCAAUAUCGGUAUCGGACAAUACUGAAGGCUACAAUAUCAGUAUUGUAUCGGCGGUAAAAAAGUUAUAUUAGGACACCUCUUAGUGCAAUAUGGCAAUUUUUCAUACUUCUUUUAUCCCACCGACUUAUCCAUUUCACACAUUCACACUCAGCACCUACUGCAUCGCUUGUUCACUUUGUAAAUAUCUUUUUCACUUGUAAAUAUUUCUUGCACUUUGUAAAUAUUUCUCUCAUACUUUUAUUUGUCUUUAAUAAUUUUUUGUAUCUUUAUUCUAUUGUAUUCCUUCAGUACUCAUUGUGUGUUUUAUCUGUACUCUUCGAGUCGAGCGGUCCUCUCACCCAGGACAUUUUAUUGCAUUGUUUAACAUGCACAUGACAAAUAAACAAAUCUUGAAUCUUGUACAGCAAGGAUAGGUUGUUUUAGGUUCAAGUGGUUUCCUCCUGGCAGGGCUGAACUCCAGACAUGGAGGGGUCUACUUGGUAAUAAGUGGGCUGUGUUUGGACUAGGAUGGUUAACACCCCCAACUGUUCUCAGCCCUGGCUUCAGCUCUCACAUACUUAAACAUGCACAACACACACACACUAACUGAUUGAUAGUGCUCCCCUAUAAUCGAGGCAGGAUGAUACUUUCCCAGGCUUUAAAAUGUUUUUCUGGCUCUCUAAGUUUAUGUUUUAAUGUUUGUAUAUGGCUUUUAUAUUUGUAAAUAGCUGGAUUUGUACUUCCCCCACUCCUUGAAAAAGUCCUCUACCAUCAUAUUUUACCUUAUUUUUUUAUAUUUUUUCAACAAGGCUAAUCUGAUCCUCACAACCCUGUUUGAUAUUCAGCUCAGAGAAGAAAAUAAUACAUGCAGCAAUUCCCAGGGCUGCAAAGAUUGUCUGAAUGAAAUCAGUAAAUUCCUGCAUUGAUGACACGUCUCCUCUCAUGCUCGUUGAUUCACCCUUCUGAAGUUACUCCUGUUAGAGCUUCAAAGAAAAUUGUGCAGUUUGCUGAACACUCAGGAAGUCAUUUUGUUCAGAGUAGAGCGUGGUGGUUUUAUUUCAUCGAAGACACCUUGCUGGAUUUUUGAAACUCGGAAAUGUUUUUAUGAUCAUUAAUGAGAUUUUCCGGCAUAUGAUGUGCUGGAAAAUCAUGAGAAACAUAAUGAUAGUACGCCCUGUAGUGAGGAGUUAAUGACAUUAACAUCUCUCUUUUACUGCAAGUAAUUUUCUGUUCUUUAUAGAGUCUAACUUUUUUUAAUUCUAAUAUAAAUUGUGUCUUUUUUGAGGGGGGCAGGCCAUAUGUAAUAGUUAAACCACUAAAGGCUGUUCCUCCUCUCUCCUUACCUAAAGUCGAAAAUUCUGCUCUCUGAACUUGGGUGAAAUUUUCUCUCCUGGUUCUUUGAAGUAACGGCUGCUUGUUAAAUCGUGCCCCUGGUUAGAAGGAUAAUCACAUACUCUGCUCUGUACAGCAGGUCUCAUAUCAGUAAUUACCAUCCACCGUUAUGUGAGGAGGUUGACAGGAAUUAAGGGUCUGCAUCAGAAGGUCUGAAUCUGCACUCAGGGUUCAUGAACCUGCUCAUAAGUAAGAGUUGUACAGUUUGGAUUAGACGGAGACUGACGAGUUGGUCAGGCUGAUGUUUAAACACUUAGAGGCUAGUGUUGAAUAUGAAGUUUGCUAUGACUCCCAGAAUAAUGUAUUUUAACAUAACUAUCAGUCAUUUUCUAAUAUCUUAAGCAUAACUGAGUAUAGGGAUGGGCGAUGAAUUAUUACUCACAAUUUAUUUAUCGUUAGAAACAUCUUCCACAAUAAAUAUUUGCCAUCUCACAAUAUAUGCGAUAAAUGCGCAAGUGACGGACUUGCAGCAGUAGCCCACACAGAGAAGAAUAACUAACAUGUCGCUAGUUUUCUCCAUAACCUACCACUUACGGUCCUCUCACACCGGGACCGUUUACGUGCGAUUAUUUUGGACGUCAAUAUUUUUUUCGAACUGUCUCUCCCCCCCGGAAAGUCGCAAAAUCGCGUCGGGUUUGAUGUGUAUUGUCAGGCGCGUCAAAAUUUGUCUCUGAAUAUUUCGUAAUUUUGCGUUUUAUAUUUGCGUUGGCCCCGGUGUGCAAGGACCUUUUAAACUUGUGGUUAAUUAUCUUAUUUGACUAUGCCAGCUGGUGUUCUCAAGACAAAAUGGGUCAAAAACAUGGAUUCGAAUCAUAGUAUUUAUUUCAAGAGGACUUUAAUUGUUAUCGGCAGAAUGGCAACACUUAUGGUGAUAAAAUUUUUUGCCCAUAUCGCCCAUCCCUAACCUAGUAUAUUUUUAAAUCUCACAAACUUAUCAAAAUACCAAUCUAAAGCAUAUCACUGAUUGGAGCAAUGAAACUACUCUUGGCUUGUUUCUUAUUUGUAAUCAUUAAAACGUUGUAUUUAUCAAAUGUAGAAAAAAUGACAACAAGGCGAUAUCACCAUAAAUUGGCAACACUCAACCAGCUCUACAUAUGUCAGCCUCAGCCUCUGAAAAAACAAUAUUGGUCGACCACUAGUUUGAAUUACAUGUCAAAGCCUGCUGUACUGUACUGUUCUGUUCUGUUCUCUGUUUGUGAAAGCAUGUUUGGGACCCCUUAGAAACAAGACAAUACACCUCAAGGGCUUCCUUCUGAGAUAUUAGAUUUCUAGAGUGUAAGAUUUGUGAUCUCUAAUAAGUUAGAUGAAUUUGAAUGCAGUUGUGCAUUAAUAACACUUGACGCUUCAUUUCAUACUGGGUUAGAGUACUAAAAUAAAAAUGCAGCAUGCUGGAGUUUUAUUUCGUUUCCUCUCUGUAGCUAUUGUCCAAAGGCUGCUUUGUCUCAGCUGAAAUCAUUAUUCAUCUUUUGAACACUAGAAUGUGUUAGAGAGGUGUGACAUCCUUCCAGAGGUGCUACAUCUCACCUCCUUGUACGCUUUCAGCACUCACAUCUGCUGUCACAUUAUCUGAUGGAGCAGCUAAGGGAAGCUUCCCUGCUUACUAGAUAGCCUCACAUAUAGAAGCAGCCCAUCUUGUGUAUCCAGUGAAGCUUAACUCGUGUUCGUCUCCUGGAGCAAACUCCAGAGGCUUUGAGAUAAGAUUUUGGAUUUAAGUUGAAAGAUGAGUCUUGUCUCAGAGAAAUAAAUGAUGAAUCUUUUUGUGAAUCAGCUUUGAAACGCAGACUUUCUUUAGCAAGCUGAAGAACUUUAGCGCAAAGCUUUAUGAAAAUGUUGCUGUUUUAUAUUAAUAUGAACAUGAACAGACCCAAUAAGUCCUUUUCUCUUGUAAAGCUGUCCCAAACUGACUGUAUUCGAUUGUUUUUUCUUGUUAGGCAUCCUCAGAGAAAGCCAUUAGUUAAUGUAGCAGGGAGGACUUAGGCUUUCAUUAACAGGAAACACUCAUUCACAGGCCUCCCUGCUGAUUAUGCUCUUUGAUUUACAUUUACUCUCCUCCCCUACUAGAGCGACAAAAAUUGCUGCUCACUUCACUUGAUGUUCUCUUUUCUUUUGCUUCCCCACCCCCUUUUUUUCUCCCGGCUUAGCACAAAUGAAAAGUCUCUUCUUGGCGAUGUGCUCUGCUUAAACGGUGAGAACAGCAGCCUCGUGGAAAUAUCUUUGCAUGAUUCACGCACACAUAUGCACCUCGGUUGGAGUCGAACAUAAACACAUUUGCUCAGAGGCUUGACAAGCAGUGGUGUUAUGUAAAUACAUUGGUACACUGAAUGCGUGCAUGUGGCCUGUGGGCACAGAAGAAUGGAACGUUAACUUUAAACAUGCAUAGACAGACGCUUUACCAAAAUAUCUCUAAUAAAUGUGCACAUUAAUGUAUGCACUGGGGAAACAACUUUUCCUUAUUUCAAGUCUUAACUCAGACUGAUAGACUAUCAGGGGUUUUAAAUUCCAUUGAGGAUAGUAGACGUGUUGUCCUGUCAUGAUUUGAAAUACGAGGCGUGCUUUGCAGCACACUUUAUAGAUUCAGUUUAUGACUCUGUCGUUGCAGAGUUUGCUUAGCUUCUGCUCCAUAGCCGGCAGUGGUCACUGCAGUGAGGCUGUCACAUGUAUCUAUAUAUGAAUGACAUACUGAGCAGCCUACAGGCACUUCUACUCAUGAUCAGAGAACUCAGGGGUUGAUCAGAAAUGAAGGCAGCCCCCAUGUGACAGCACUCACACUGAGGCAGAGAAAUGCGCGGGUUGUAUAUCUAGGCUAAGAAAAUAUUAUCUUUUGUGUUCAUAGUGGAUGUAAAGAGGAGCAUGUGUAAAUCCAGCAUGCUCCUCUUAACUGAUUUUUUUCUUUUUUAACUGGUAAUUAUUUUACACCGGGACUGAGUUUGAUCUACCGGUAGCAGAAAAAAUCCUGAAAUGAAACCAGUCAUUUUCUCUUCCCCCUAUACGUCUGGCCUCUGCAUCGAACCAGGAUGCUCAUGCUUGUAAAUCUGCCGACUCUGCUAAACCUGUGGAUCGAAAGUAGGGAAGUGGGAUUGAAGUGAACAUUGACGCAGUUAUUGGUUAAGGCUAGUACAUAAGUAGAGAUCAUGGCAGACAGUUCCACAAGAAUUAUUUUCUUUGCUGAAAACACUCAAAUCUGUCAGAUAUUUGCAGUUGAUAUUGCUAAGUAAUUGCCACACAGAUCCCUAACGAUAAGGUAUAUGCCCGCUUAACUAUUGCACAAUUACUUAUCCUAAGCACCUGCUUUCAGAGGAACCCAAGGAUUGGGUUUGGUCUUAAGUCUUAAGUUCCUUACAUACUGGGAAUGACGCAAAUAUACGAUGCAAAAUCACGAAUAUUCGGAGGGCAAAUUUUGACGUGCCGGACUAUACACAUCAAGCAAUUUUGUGACUUUGCCGGGGGAAAAAAGACACGUCCCGGGUGGAAGCGAGGAGACUGACACAAUACCAGACUGACUGUUCUUCAGUUCUGAUUAGACACUAGUGUUGAGAUGGCUGUCUGUCAUGAUAGCAUGUACUGAGUCGGGGCCAGUACCAGAUAAGCACAUUAAACUAUAAUCCAUUAACGUAAGGUAACAACCGAGACCUAAUGGUGCUGUGACAGCAACACGAUUGAGUUUGAGACAGUGAAAAUACAUAUGGUAUGUUGUAUCUGAACAGGUUAGCUUACGAGCUCAAGUUACUUAGCACAGAUGACAGUUAAAACAAAGACGUUUAGCGAACUGUUAAAGCACACAAACCAUCGUCAUAUGAGAAAUCUGACGCUAUGACUCUCCACGGGUUGUCCUUCAGGUCGUUAUCUUUGUAAUAUUUGUGUCUUUUUUUUUUAAUCAAAAAGCACUCUGUUCUCUGACACGUAAACAAUCAGCUGGUCGGCCAUGAUAUACCGGUGAAUCUGACGUUGCAACAACACGAAAUCUGAUAGGUUAGAAGUGGACACACAGUAUGAAAAUUGACCGUGAAACAAAAAAAUAAAUAAAUAUCACAGAACGGAAAAACGCCGCUGAUGUGAACACUUGUAUUGACAGGAUACGGGUUCGAAAAAAAUACUGACGUCUGAAAUAAUUGCACGAAAAAAACGCUUCUGGUGUGUAAGGACUUUUUUUCAGACAUACAUUCUUGACAAUUUUGAGAAGUUUGAAGGAGUUCAGUCCCUGAAAUUUGCUAGAGAUUGUGUCCCUCACAGUGUGAAAGAGCAUGAUACUCCAGCCUACUCAACUUACAAUGUUUUUAUUCAUCUUUCCAUGUGACACUUCUCAGAUUUCACCUCAGUCUCAUGAUAUUAACAUCAUCACCCUUGCUAACACCUCCCUAUCGUGUAUCGAAUGUUGGCUCUGCACGACUCAUCAGCAAGUUUUUCUAAGAAGCUGGCAGGAAACCGUCUCUGUAGAGUCCCAGUGAAAUUUUGCUUUCACACACACUGCCCUUCAGAAAAUUCCAGGAAGUUUUCAGGAGUCAGGUGCUUGUGUGAAUGCUGCUAUUUGGUGUCUAUUAUAGUACUAGCAUAGGCCACAGGAACAACAAUGGCACGACAACAGCAUCUACUUUUUGAUCUCAACAUCGCUCUCUUUUCAUUGUGCUCAUUCCAGUCUCUUGAUAUUUGUAAUCUCAUUCUGCUAUUUUUCCAUCAAGGACUGAUUUAGAUUAGAGUUGUAAUUUCACAUAAAAAGAAAUGUGGAAAAUUCAUUAUGCAGUCAAGGGUGUGUACUAAUCACAGGUCCAACGAAUGACUUUGAGUUGGCUGCUUCAGACAUCAAUCAUUGUCAAUGUUGUCCCUAUUUUUCAUCCUGUUUUUAAAUGAAACAUGUCUAUGGCACACUGUCAGCUGUUUCAUGGCAGCUCUGCUACCAUAUGCUUGCUUUUUGUCAAAGUUAAAGUUAUGUUCUCCCAUGUGUAUCUACUGCAAACAUUUAUCCCGGGCUGAUAAGUGUGACACUCUACCAACACUGGGAUUAGAGCCUUUCUCAUUUGCGUCACAAAUGGAUUUUCCUAGAAGCGUUUAUCUAGUCUCACAGUUAGUGUCACAUCAACUCCCUAAGGUUCGACCACAGCAGCUAUCAGAUAAAUUCCUGCUAUGAAAAUAAUGGGAGGUUAUCUUCCACUUCCUGAGAGUCAUGUUGUCAUUUGACAGAGCUGCAGUUAAACAAUGAAAUUGAUGUACCACUAUGGAAGCUGAAAUCUUUAGAUUUUUAGAUUAUUUAUGUGCAGUUUUGGUCUAUUACAAUGAAAAGCUGCUGACAAACUCUCAAGGGUUUGAUUAAAGCUCACACAUACUUCAAUGUUUGUAACCUGUGCCACAGGUCUUCAGAGGCACUUUCCUCUGUGGAUUCUGACAAAGAAACACCUUGAUUUCUUUUAAACAGUUUGAUUCAGUGUCUUUCUCAAAGCUUAGCACGAGGGCACAGUAUUGACGAGAGAAAAGGAGCCUGUAUUGACUAGCUCGACCACAGCAACUGUUUGUAAUACAAAAGUCAUCAUGUAACAACGUCAUGUAACAAUUUGUGAAGUACAUCUGAGCUAAAGCUACUGGUACAUGUGUUAGGAAUGCAGAGACCUACCGCCUAUGACUGAUCAGAUCCUUUUAUUGUCUGUUUUGUGGCUGGUGAGAUGCAAAAUGAAUGACAUUAAAGUUAGGGUGCAAUUGGGGCUGGGGGAUAUAGGGAGAAGUUUAUUACAAUAUAAAUUUUUUCAUAACAGUCGAUAUCGACAUAUAUCACGAUAUAAAAAAGGAAAUAUAACUGCUUAUUGGUAGCAUGUCUUUUGCAAUACAAUAAGCUACUGCAUCUGUGAGGUCUUUGUGUCUCUUCGACGUUUUGUUGUAAGGCUUUGAGCUAGAGAAAGGGUACUGAAUAGUCCGCUGUUUCGACUGCACAGGCGCCAUGGCCUCCUUGCUCCGCUUGGGUUUGUAACCUUUUGCAUUGCGCGUGCUCUGCUGCGUGGCACUGCUUCAGGUGGUGACAAAGAUUUUAGGUAAACCCCGACUUUGUGAGAACACGUACUUGACAUAAUUUGCAGUGCACAUUACUCUGCUUCAUGUCUGACCUAAAAAAAAAACGAAAAUACCUCCACACCACCGGCGUUUUCGUGCCAGUGUUGUCGACGAUGUCGUCAUCUGUUGAGCUUUCAUCUGCAUUUCUGCCGGGGGUAGCACUCAUUUUCCAAUUUUUCUCACCAACAGUGCUGUCAGCUUCACGUGUUAAAGUGCUAUAGUUGCCUGUAGCUGCAGCCUGCUACUACGCAGUUGUUUGCUACUUGGUUCUAAUUCAGCACAUGACCUGGACCUGGAGCAACGCCCCUUUUCAUUGGCUAUUUGUAUAGUCUACCAAUUUAUUUUCUAUAUAUCGUUAUCGUUUUAUUGCCUAGCCCCAGAUGCAAUGUGUGGGCACAGUGGACAUGUUUAGUAUUCAUACGUAUGUUUAUUGUGGACAUAGGUUGUUCUCCUGAAGGUCAGCUGGUGUGGUCAGAACAGCACAGACACCCAGUUCCUCCCUCCUGUUGAAGUCAGCAUCUUAGGUUCGAUUACCAAUGACUGACUACAGAGACUUCGGUUCCUCUGGUUUAAUCGAGUCAGAGUGAUCUGCUCUGCAGGUGAAAACAUCUCCACUCCUGAGAGGACCCCAUCACAACUCCUGUAGAAAUCCUUUCUUACUGCUUCUGGUGAAAAGUGCCAGUUCUGUGAGCUGCUGCCCUGUGUUUUCGGGUGAUUCGAAUGUGUUUACUUAACAGUCUGUGCCGCACUGCUGCCCAAUUAGCUGUGUGACGCACGGGAUUGCAGGUCUGUGAGUGUGUAUGUGGAGCAGCUGAAUAUCCUGCAAUUACAGGGAGAGCUCUAAGAUAAAGCCCGAUCCUGCAGACUGUGUGUCUCAGUGCAAGCCCUCUGGGAUGAGGCUGCACUAUCCUCUUCACUAUGAAGAUACUGAUAGCUGCGAGAACCUGCUUCAAGCUCUACCUCUGUGUACGGUUUCUACCUGCACUGCUCUUGGUGUCUACACUAAAGCACAAAGUUGGACAUUUUUGCCACAAUUAUUGUGUUUGCGAAUAUACCAGCGUGUCUUGGUCACCACAGGGUGUGAAUAUGUUUGACACCUUGUCAGUAACCAGGUCACUGCUUCAAUCUCUGUGGUGAUGUGUGGAGGUACAGGAGCAGGAAGACCUUCAGACAUACGGCUGUGUGAUUGGGACAGAGUCAGAGGGGGAAAAAGCUUCCAUAAGAUAAUAAAUGUGUCUUAAACUUUUUAAAGGUCCAGCAACUUUAAAUGGUAAUUAGUCAUGUAGCUGAAAAAUUGUUCCUAGCUGUUGUGGUGAAGAUCUUUUCCACAGUGACUCAUAGAGCCAAUAACAAAACAGAAAAUUAGAGCUCUAAUUCCUGACUAAGUGAUACUUUAUGUAUCUAUACGAAUAUCUAUUUUUGUUCAUGUUGGACAAUUCUAUCUAAAAAGGUAAAAAAAAGGUAAAAACUAAGAACUGACGGUGUAGACAGAGAAAAUCAACAUCAUAUUGAAGAACAUUGUUAAUAGACAUGCUGCAGACGAGCGUUUUAUAGUGCGUUACUCAUGGUACUUUUGAAUCAUGUAAGCACCUCCAAGUAUUCAACUAGGUUGCUAUUUGGGUUAGGGCUGGGCGAUUUGGCCUCCGGUCAUAUCAGGAUAUAUUGAGCAGUUCACCUUGAUAAGGAUAAAUGGACGAUAACUACUCCACAAGCUGCUAACCCCCUACCACGUUAACUUUGUCUACUUCACCCGCUCUUAUCCCUACAAUUUUUGAACCAUCCUCCAUAUCCUCACCUGUCUUACUCUCUUUGUUACGGACUGGAUGGGGUGGAGUCACGACUCUGAUGCAUCUUAAAAGGACAUGAGACCAUAGCCUACCUACACACAUCCAAAGCCAGCUUUUAUUUAUUUAUUUUUUCUGACACCGAAUAUACUAAUAUGGGCAAAAUGACGUCGGUUAAUGUUGUACAUCUUGCUAUCGGUAAAUUUUCGGUUUGUCGCCCAGCCCUAAUUUGGGUGGUAGUAGAAUCCUUAGUAGAGGAGAUCUAACUACCUAAAAUCACAUUUAUCCGCAUGACUUGAUCCCAUUAGGGGUUAGAGAGAAUAUGGAAAUAAACUGACCUACUCGUGCACACCAGGGAGUUCAUCCUGUCUUUUUCUUUCACGUUUUGCCCCAGACCUCAAAAACGUUUAUGUUCUGGUCUCAACCCAAAUCAGACUGUAAAAUCUACACAGGGCUUUCAGUAAUACUGUUUAUUUUCUUACAGCCCUGAAUAAAUACAGCUUACUCUCUAAGUUCAUGACCCCCUCACUCCCAUAGCACCACCAGAAAUGUCAAAGUUCCUCUCUUUAUAUUGCUUACAGUUUCGAGGGCCUGUGGGGAGCUGGGUCUGGGGAGGUGGGGGCUUUCUCUGUCUGACCAUGUCAUUAAAUACACACAUAGCAAACCAUUAUCCCUUCUCUCCCCUCCCACUACCCAUUUCCUUGUUCUUGCUAUUAUAGGAAAUGAGCUCACUUCGCUUCCCUUCCAUCCUCAUCAUGUUAUCCUGUCAUUUUUCCACACUAAAAGGUCUGUCUCUCUUGGGUCUUCCCCUGAGGGUGAGCCUGAACUCUCAGCUUUAUGCUGCAUAUAUGUUUAAGUACAUCGAAACAGCUAAAUGUCAAAAUGUUACCCACAGAGAGAAAGGCAGCUCUUGGUCUGAAACAGUCAUGAAAGGAUGGGGAAGCAUUUGGACGGGUGGUGAAGUGGGGAUAAAAAAGGGAAGAGUAGAAAUGAUUGUUUUAGUGCACAAUGAAUAGUGAUCAAGGAUGUGAGCUUAGGGUUUGACAUGGCUCAUAAAGAAAUCGUCUGUAUGAUGAAAAGGACCAGUAGAUACAGUUGACAUGAGCCUCUUAAAGACACAUUAGUACUAGCAUCUGACAUUUGUCAAUGUCAUUUCAAUGACAGAGGCAGAGGCCCAAUGAGAGACACAAGUUGGUAACAAGACAGCGUUAGCACAGUCUACUUCACACCUGACUAAAAACUGAUAGUCUUUAGUAAAUCUAGUAGUUUUACUGGAGUCACAGUGCGCUCCUGUCAUCUCAUUAUUAGGUUUAAGGUGGUAAUCUGCACUGUUUCAUAUCAGUCUUUUCUUAGUCUUGGGUUUGCGAUCAUAUCAAACAUGUACGAUAUUAUCACAAGCUGCAGUGAUGUAACGCAAUCAACAACCAAUAGAUGAGCUAUGACAAAAGCGGAAAAAGGAAACCUGACAGUCAAAACAAAAAAAAAAAAACAAGAGUGGACAAAGAAUUACUGGUGAUAAAACAUGAAAAGUGGACAGUCCAGCAGAUCAGCCCUGCCUAUUCGACAUCAACUGUUAAACAAAUCACGUGUCAGUCUCAGGCUGAGACUAGGCUGUGACUAAAAACUCUUAAAAUUUGUCAUUAGAUGUGAGCAGGUGUGAGAUGAUAGUUUUUCAGGAGUCUCUUCCAAAUCUUUUCAAAGUCUCCUGAUGUAUAGGUGGCAUAAGCAGAGCAGACUGUGGUCAGUACUGGAAUUAAUCAGAUUUCUGGCCCAAAAUUAACCCUGAAGGAAAAUCGGGCAAUCAGGCUCCUUCUGCCCAUGUUCAGUGUAGAAAUGGUUUGAUCCACACAGCCUCUGUCUCUGUGUUAGUAUUCUUGACGUGUCAUUCACCUGUUUCUGAGGUUUUAUUGCAAAGUAUCGAUGUGCUGCCGGGAUGUGAAAUACUCGUGCAGUGAAACUGCCACAAAGCAAACAGCAGAGGAAAAAGCCAGUCUCCAGAGCUCAGUUGGGAAAUGCCUGUAAUCUGCCUGCUCAGUUUGCUCCCACAGACUUGUGUAAAGUCCCCCAGUAUCAUAUUCAGUUUUAUCAGGGACCUCUUUUAAUGAUCUAUCAACACUACAGGCUCUCUGCUGCUGCUGCUGCUUCUGUUGACGGUCAUCUGAAUUGCAUGCUGUGAAGGAAGUACAUGAAGUGAGGUGUCUAACAUAACAUGAGCAGCAGGGGCCUUUGUGAAGGUGAUAGAUGGUGGGAAUAGUUUAGAUGUCACGCUGGGUGAGAUGGUAUGUUUGUUUUCCCCCAGGGGACCCUAGGGUGAUAAUGUUAUGACAGCUGCACCAUCAGGCUGUGAUUCAAAGGUCAAUUUGUUUCACUUGUACCGGCUGUCGUCAUCUCUUCUCUGUCUGAUAACUGGACAAAUUGAGCUCACAGCUUCAUUGUCAUUUCUUUAAUUUCUUUCAUUUGAUAGCUUUUCCUCUGCAGUUAGGCAUGUCUUUUCCUAACACAGAAGUUUAACUCUAAUCCUGUCAUCCUGUCAUAACACAUUUUCAACUUAAAGGCCACUAGGACCUUUAACUUAGCAACCAUAACAAAAAUUUAGUGAUUGGUCCUCUGAAACUUGUCUGAAAUAAUUUUCCACGCAAACUUCGAUAAACUGAACCCAGUUUACUGUAACUGCAGAUACUCUUCAAGCUUUUUCAAUUAAACAGCCCAAAUGAAACAGGGGACCAACUUUCUACCUGUAUAGAAUUUAAAUCAGGAUUUAACCUGAAAUGUAUUUUUUUAUUUUUUUUUUAAACUAGAGUAACAGCACCGGCUUUUGGUGCACGGUUGUGCUUCAGCUUAGACAACGCUCCAGGCCUGCCAUGAAGAAAGUAUUACGCACAUGUUAAACUGCUCCACUCCCUAGGGUACUAGUAUCAAUGCACAAUCAUUGCAGCAAGUUGCUGACGUGAAACAAAACUGCUGCUACACCUAUGUGGUUUGGUUUUAAAGAAAAACCCUGUCAGUAUUACUCACCAGAUCCCUGCAGACCCAUCAUAGCCUGUUAGCUUGACUGUAUUUAUCAGAGGCAGAGGACAUUUACAACCCUAUGAUCAGCUGUACUUUAUACAAUAUUUGUCCCGUUUUUGGUGCUGUAGAGCCUGACGUAUUCCAUCAUUGUAUUAGUCUCACUGCUCUUGUUUCUCUUGCAGCUACAUGACCCCAGUGUUAUUGAAAACACAGAAAAACUCAGGUUGGUGCUGCUGCAAAAUCGAUCUGCCGAGAAAUUACACAUGGGGCAUAGAAGGGGAUGAAGGAGUUCUUCUUGACGAAUUACUCUGAAUAAAAAAAAGGCACAGUGCUCAAUUUCCCUAACCAGUCAGAACUUCCUUCUGCUUUGCAAAAUGAUGUUUGUUCCUCCGAAGCUACAAGCCAGUUCAUGGCUGUCAAACACAACACACAAUAAGAUGAAAUGGAGAAGUAUCUUUUUAAGUUUAGUUUGAUUAUUACACUUCUGCCUGAUUGCUCUACGACACUGGUAUUUUCUGUAUUCUAGAUAGAUUAGUUUUGGAUAUUACUGUGUACAGGUUUUCCCUCUCUUUUUCUACAACUCACAAGAUUGCCUUACUGUGUGGCAAAUAGUUCUGACAUCAUUUCCUGUCUCAGCCCACCACCCCCCUCAUCUUCCACUUCCUUUUUCAGCUGGCUGCAUGUAAAAGGGAAGUAUAUGCAAGCCUUUUGUUCGGCUGGUUGAGGAAACCAGCACACCCAUCCUGUGUCAGUUGCUUGAGUCUGAUCUUCACACUGUAGGCACCGCUGUCUGUCACACACUCUUCAACCCAACAAUGAAACCUGUGAACAGGUCUGAUUUACAGUGUUUUUAAAGUGACAUAAACAUCCUUUUAUUGAAAAAGAGGAAAAGCAGCCACCUCUCUGCCUCUCAUUUAAACUCUAAAGUUGACAGCAGAAUCAACACUUCUGCAGCAGUCAGAAACAAAAAAAAAGCAUGGUGUUCUCUGCACACACCCCUCUUAUUUGGCCAAUAGCAUGGUGUGUCUGCUUACAAUAACUGGAAUUAAACUCUGGGACUGUUAUCUUUUGCACAUAAUACUCAAUCACUAUUGUUACUUCACUGAACCAACUCCUAAAGCCUAGGAGAGAUUUUUGAAAGGAUACAGUGGAGCCAUAAAAUCUGUCUGCACUUUGGUGUGUUGUUUUGUACUCCAUCCUCUAAGUAACAGGGUACGGUGGAGAAACGUGUGUGUGAGACCCCAAAUUAAGCUCAAGAUUUAACAAAAAAAAAAUCAUGGCAACUGGGGUAGGGUUGUGCCCCUUAUAAUUUCUGUGUGCAUGUGUGCGCCUGUGUGUUAAAGAGGACUUUCGUGUGCUGUAUAAUUUGGCAUGUGGGAGGCAGCCAGGCUGACGCUUCUUCACAUACAACACAAGGACGAGUUUUCAACUAAAACUGGUUCCAAAGACUUUUCCCAAGAAAGGGAUCUGAUCUUUUUUAAAUAAAAGCACAUUCAAAACACUUGACAAAUGCAGUAGAACAAUAGAACCAUUUACUGUUUAUAGCCGAUUCUCUGAGAUUAUUAUGCUGGUAGGCAUGACAAAGUCAUUGUCUCCGGGAUGAAAAAAGUUAUUGGUUUUGUAUGCUCCCCUUGCGAGGACUCUGCAUGCAAAGAAAACAUAAACAGUUAUAAACAGUUGUUUUGAGUUUUUCUGCAUAACAGUCAAAUUAUAGUUGAAUAGUACUACGGUAACAUGACUAUGGCUGAGUAUUAGGGCUGUUAUAUAGAAGUUAAAAUAAGAAUUUAAGAACACAUUGUAAAUGUAUACGAAUAAAGUUGAAAUGUUUUACAGGGCUCUUACUUUGAAGGAGAAGAUUGGUAGCUUAUGCUGCGUUCCAGUUACAUCGGCUGUCGGAGCUGGGAAUGAAGUUACACCCGAGUUGACGGCGUUCCAGUUAACAAGUCGGAAAACCAAGAUGGACGCCUACAGUUAGCCGUUGUUAGCUGUUGUUAGCAAUUGUCAGCUGUCGUUAGCCAUUGUCAGUUGUUGUUAGCGGUUGUCAGCGGUUGUUAGUUGUUGUCAGCGGUUGUUAGUGAUACCAGUUGUAAAAAUGCAUAACACAGUAUUUUGCUCUUAUAAACACUAUAGCACCGUGUUCACAGUUAGACGUUGGGCAGUACAACAUAUACCACUUAUUGAGGGGUGCGUUCCAGAUAAAUUUCUGACUCUGAGCUCAGAUUUCCGACUUCCGAGUACAACUGGAACGCAGCAUAACUCUAAUAUGACGAAGGGCAGCCUCAUAGGCAACCUGGCCAUGCUUCUGAGAUCCACAUUUCUCAUUUUAUUGCUGGAAGUUGGCUGACCUGACAUCCAAUCAUUUCAUUUUAUUUUGUUAAUAAAGGAUAGCUAGUGAUCACGACUCUCUUUCGCUUUAUUAGUAUAGAUUCACAACUUUGAUUUUGCAAAUACGUGACUUUCUCAAAACGUAUGUCUAUCUUGCGUAUCCAUGCGUUUAUCUUGGAAAUCUACAUACAUCUGUGAAACUGUCUGUGAACUGAAGAGACAAGUCAAUAUAUGUCACUAUCACAGAAAUAUCGUCAUCAUUAUGUCUUUCCACAUCAACAAAUACACAAACUCACGCGCCAACACCUGACUGUGCAGUUAUGAGCCAAUUUGUGAAGGAAGUGAGUUAGGAUUGGAGAAAAAGGUGGUUUGUGUUUAUCGCUUAUGUUUUCACGUUCAAGGAAAACAGAGAAUAAACGCUGACUUGGCUCUCGCCUCUCAGUGACGGGGAUUAUGUCCUCCAGGAAGACUUUAAUCAAACCUGCUGGCAGCCGGGUUGCUGUUUUCACUUUGCUUCUUUUGUGUGUUUGUGUUAGGAGUGGGUCUCGUGAAUUCUGUGCAACGGCUCGUCAUGCGGUUCAUUUCAUGGUCAGAGUAGUGCAUGCACAGGCUCAUAACGUGAACACAUUCAGACUUUCAUAGCUGUGUGCUUGUAGGGAAGAAAACAUGUCAUUGCACUCACAGAGAAAAUCACUACAUCCUGAGGCUGAGCACCACCAUAGUUCUCUCUGUUUAUCUGUUGUGUUCGGUGUUCAGCAGCAGACGAAUUCCCAACAUGGGGAGUGACUUGGAGGUAAAGAGCUAAUAACUGUUGGAGGUCCUACGGGAAAUUAGAUUAUUGGUUCCUUUGAAAUAGAUUUAGUUUGCUGGAAAAUCAGUAAUGUUAAACACUCAAACAUGAGACAAGACUUUCUCCCUUGGUUCUGGUAUACCACCCAGAACCAGCAAGGCACUCAGACUAUUUUCAUGGCAGCUUUAGAAACUGGGAUAUAAAACUUUCAUAUUUUGCUUUGGGCUGCAAAUCUUUACUUCAGCAUCAUCCCCUCUAAAUUCCAAUUUUAUGUUAACUCUGUAUAUUUCCUCCUACAUUUCGAGGUAUUACACGACUUACAUUUCCAGUACAGUAGUUAAAUGUGAGUUGGCCUGAGGUUAGAAAAAUUAAUAAAUGCAGCAUAUGAUGGUCUCAUCCACAUAAUUAAGACUUCUUCCCACAGACCACAGAGUUCACAAAGGUGUAGAUGAUGCUCGAAACUACGUUAUCAAGUGUAGUGCUUCUACUGUGACUAAAAGAAAAUAACUACAACCAUGGAGGGAUCACCAGGUGAGUGCUUAACAGAGAAAAGAAAGUGAAAAGAGACAGAAAAUGAGCCAUAAAAAGUGUUCAAUAAAGCCACACUUCCACCAGCGCUGCAGAAGUUAUGAUGUGACACACAUGGUCAUAAAAAUAAUGACAGCACAUGACCCAACUUUCCUUGUAUAUUGUCCUUUUUUAUUGACCAGUUUUGGCCUUUGGACUUUUUCUCACCCUUUCUUUGUGUGUUGUGUUUUCACUUUCAUGUCUGGUGCCCAAACCCUGCCCAGGGGUAGAAAUGUGCUAUAUUUGUAAUCUUGACAUAAUACAGUUUGGAUCUACUUGGACUUUGACUGUAAUUAUGCUGCAUUUUAGAGGGAGCCAUUGUACUUUUCAAACUGCUGCAUGUCUGAAAUAGCUGUAGCUUUAUAGACCAGGAUAUCCUGAGUGUCCUGGAUAAAAUGGACAUAAAAUAUCAGAUGGUUCCCUCAAAAAGUGGUCAUGUUUAUAUAAUGUGGUCAUAUCUUGGUUUUGUUAGGAGUAGUGUCUGUUCUUCGGUUUACUUUCAGUGUCAGAUUCACUCGAGGUACACAAAUGCUUCAUUCUAGUUAAUGCAGCUUUACAAAACCACUGAGGUACCGGAUUUUCUCAUGACUCACAUACAGUUGACAGGUCUUGACUUGGCUCAGUUACCGAGAUAUUGCAGAUUUCUAAAAAAGAAAAUGAAAGCUUUGUUGGUCUCAUCCUCAACAGAGGUCAGAUCGAUCAUUUCUUAUGCAUUCGAGGAAGUCUGAACUCUAAAUGCUGACUGGUUUUCAUUCAGAUUUUGUCACAAGCAGAAUCUAAAAGGUAUGUUUGCUGAUAAGGAUGCAGAUAUGUUUUUCUCGAGAUCAAUAAGUUGUGGGAUAACCAUCAGUGGGGGCCAGUGUGUCAUCAUGGCAGAUGUCUUCUGCCUGCUUUGGCUCUAGACUGUUUUUCCUGCAUUCACCAAAUCCUUGUAACAUUUAAAUACUCCACAUUUUAUCUCCCAGAUCAUGUACUGAAACACAAAUGCAGGAUAAACAACCUCAUCUUCUUUGUAGAACUAUUUGAAUGGAGGUCUGUACCUUUUUUGUACAGACUGUCUUGAAGAAGUCAAAACUUGAUGUUAUUCUCAAAAAUUCAGAUGCAUAAAUCUCUACCUGGAACAAACUGUAUUCGGUUACUGUACUUUUUGCAUACUAUCAUUGUAGUUUCUUUCUAUGUGUCCGUCUUGUAUCUUACAUGGGUGUUUCUGGGUGGUAGGUCUACAUGAAGUCAGUUCUGCCUAUUCCUCUUUGUCACAUUAAUGAUCAUGGCCAUUUGACGCAAAUGGCUCAUUUUAAAGGUGAACUCAAUGUCAGACCACCCCGGCGGCCUGAAAAAAUAAUAGAUGAAUGAAUACCUUUUAACUCGCUGAAGAUUGGUCUCUUAAAUACGUGAAUGUGGCUUAAUAAUUGGCUCAGAUUUAUUAGCUUUAAGCUCCAGCUCUGGGUCUGUAAUAGUCGGUUUAUGUAUUAUGUCAGCGUUUGCCAUAGAAUGACGCUGUACCUGUGGUGGUAGCGACGGGCGACUGUUGAAAUAUGUCACCCCCACUAAUGUUAUUUGUAAUGUUUACUUUUUAUUAUAAUUUUGUCAGUUGUUGAAGGAAUCUUGCCAGGGCGAGUUCUGUUUUGAAUUACAUAACAACCCAUUUGUUCAGCAUGUAUUAUCUGCUCGUCACCCAGAUCCUAAGCAAAUAUACACUAGAUAUGGUCCUUGAGACUAGCGAUGUCCUGAUACAGUAUCAAUAUCGGUUAGAUAUCAGCAAAAAAAAAACCCCAAAAAAACGAAUAUCGGAUUAUACAGGUCUGCAUCUAAAAUCUCAGAUAUUAGCACCCCGAAGCAAGCAGUCCAUUCCAGACUCCGCUCCAGCACCUCUAUUUAGCAGUGCCCGGAUCUGCCGUGUGGCAGUAUUUUUCGUUUAUGUCAGAAAAAGACAUUGCACCUGAGUGCAAAACUUGUCUUGCACAAUUUUGUGCAACUAUCAGUAUCGGCCAAUACUGAAGACUACAAUAUCUGUAUUGAAUCAGAUAGUAAAAGUAAAGAAGUUGUAUUGGGACAUCCUUACUUGUGACAAUAUUAUUGAUUUGAAGGUGAUACUUGUAUGGAUUGGAGAGAAAAAAAUGUCUUCAAAUUCUUGGUUGGUAGCGCUACCAUGGCUUCUGAUUCUGUCCCUAAAAUUCUGUCCUGCAACACAAACAAACACCAACUAAGAUAUUCAAUUAACGGCCAUGACUUUUAAAACAGCAGUAUCAGAAGAAAUUGUCUUUUAAUAUUUAUAAUUUUUACAUUUUUUCAGUGCCUACCCUAAAAGUAAACGUUGGUCCGGUUUGUUUCACUGGUACAGUGGCUGAUAUUCAUUAUAUUCUGUGAGGUGUAACCAUUUUAGGUGGCCAAGUUGAAGCCAUGAACUUUAACACAGAUUUUUUUUUCUUUUUGUGAGUGAAAGUAUCUCUGCUAGAGGGACCGAAGUGUCUAAGCUGACAAGGACAGGGGAGUAGAGAGAUUUACAGCAGAGGCAAAAGAAAGAGAGAGUAGGGAGGAGGUAGAGAGCAGAGGCAUGGGUUAGUAGACUGAAAGAAAGUGGUGGAGGAAGGUGGGGGCAGCAUAGCUGUAUGCAAAAGCCUGGAGUUGGAGCAGAGCAGGGUGCAGCUGAGCCUUUGGCUGGGACACAGCACUGAGGGCUUUAUUGUGAUUUGUAAUUAUGUGGUUUUUCUGUGGGGCCUCAGUUUGGUGCGCUCCCACACUGAGGCUCUUUUUAGCCAGGGAAUACUGAGUAGGAGAACAGAGCAAGGGUGGGGCUGGGGUCACUGUUAAAACUAAGACAUGGCUGGUGCUUCAGAGCAGAACUGAGGUAAUGACUCAGGAAUAGUCCGGUUUAAAUUUAAAUGCAGACAGAGGUAGUUGGAAAAAAUACAGUGUUCCCCUUUUUUGCACAACAAUGCAGUGCAACACCAACACUUCUUAAUCUCAGUUCAUUUAUACAUGAAGUUGUAAAUAAUAAAAAAUUUUAGGCCAAGGCUUUGAAAUGUUUUACUUUUGGUUGAGUCCCUGAUUCCUUUGACUUUGUUUUGCCAGUAUUUGGUUAAAGUUUCUCCUAAACUUUCUCCAGUUUUCCUCUGGAUUUGUCUUCUCUCACAUCACUCUAAAUGACAGAGGACAAAUAUAUCUUCAUUCAUGAUUUUUGGUUGCUGUUGUGGGUUUACAAAAGCUACUGGGGUUUUUAAGGAGCAGUCAGACUGUUUUUUUCUGAAUGGGUGAUGGUGGUCUGUCCUGCAGUGGCUCAUCUUUCUGCGGUCGUGUGUUGCUGAAGACGUGACUCUCUAUCCUCAGCAGUCUCUGGAGACUGACAGAGGAUCUCCUUUAUAUAAAUGCGGAAAGGUUAAGUGGACGGCUGGGAGCAGAACAAACAAACAACCAAAAAAAAAUCUAAUGGAAAAAGGAAAGAGGAGCCACAAAUUUAGGUGUCUUCUUACUGGAUAAAAAUAAGUCAGAUGAUGAACAGGGUGGUGAUGGCAGAGGUUUGAGGAGGGUGUAGAGGUGAUAACAAAGUGACAGAGUGUUGAAUUGCUGUGCUGCAUGUUUGGCUGUCAGUGGCUGGGCUGUGUUGGUUAAGUUGAUGAGAAUGGACAGCUGGACUGAGAUGAGUUUGGAAACGGGUGGGAGGAGGACGCCUUCAUUGGGAGCCUCUCUCCUCUGAGGUUUGCGCUCAUGCCACUUACAUUGUAGAGCCUGCAGAGCUAGACAUUUACACUGAUAGUGGCGUAGUUUAUCACGUGAUUAUUGGUGAGGGGGUGAAAGCUUUAUUUAACAGACAUCUUUAGGAAGCACAGUUCAAAGUUUUAAGUUGAAGGUCAGUCCUGCAGGCAGCAGACACUGACUCAGAGACUUUUCAGUGUCUGGGUAUUGAUUCGUCUACUCAGAGUCCGCUCUUUAAAACAGUCUGAGCUCAAGUCUAAGCAUUGACUCAAAUCUACCCACAAAGUCUGCCAGCUGCAGCAGGUUGAUUUCCUGUUUUUCUGCUCUCUUUUUUUUUUUUUCCUUCUUCUUCGGUGAAACACAUUUAGACCUGCAGUUCUCUUUCCAACCGCACACAGAGAAACAUCAGAUCAGAUUUGAGAGAUAAAUGUAGGUUAAAUUCAGCCAGUAGAGUCUUCAGAGCAUAUUUCUCAGCUAUCUUUGUCAUAUUAUCUGUGUAAAGUACAUCCACAUUCUUUAAGCGAUUUCAAUGGCAGACAAAGUCCUGUGUUGAAAAAUGGUCUGCCCUUUCCUCUCAAGUUUGAUUAAAGACUGUGGGGAAAUGAGGCACUGAGACAAUGGAGGAGUCUGGGCUGCAGGAACGAGGGGGAGGGCUUCUCCUGCUCUCUCUAGGGGACCCUAAAUACAGCUUUUUCUCAGUCUUUACAGGAAAACUGUUUAGUUAACAUCGCCACUUCUCAAUUACUGCUCAGCUAAGCACAGGCUCAAUCCUGCAGUUUUUCCAAGCCCUGCUUUUCAGCGCUUUCGUUGGCUCAGCAUCAACUUGCGGUUCCUGGGCAAAGACGAGGUAGUUUUGGUUUGUGGAGCGAGUCAGGCAGCUGAAAGCUUGUUAUGAGCUGUAAAGUCCAGUUUUGUUUGAAAGUUUAGUGUUCAUACACCCUGUGAGUAAUAUGACCCAGUGUUGUGUUGUGUUGUGUUGUGUGAGUUGGUGGUUUUUGAAUUAAUAUGGAGGGAGGAAGAAACAGACACCAGCGAGGGCAGAGCGUGCUUGCGUGUUUGAGUGUAUGGGGAACAGGAAGGGCAGGGCGAGGGCUGUGCAGCGUGUUUCCUGUGAGGCAGGAAGUGAGCAGGGUCAGAGCAUGAAGCUGUAUGAGUUACUGCUCUGAGCUGCUGUUGCCAAAAAUCCAAAAUAAACAGUUCAACUCGAGUCUCACUCUUCCCUCUGAUUUAAUACUUAGCUCUAAUAAGGCUAUCACCAGUUAAAUGUAUUCAUUAGCAAACACUACGAUAUAUCUUCAUGAAGUCUCCCAAGAAAUUUACAGUCAUAAAUUGCAAACGCACUAAGGUUCCCAGUCCUAAUAUCCAGACACACCUGUCUCCUCAGCCACAGAUGGUCGCAGCAUAAAGGAGGAUGCUAUUACCAGUCCCUCGUUCAUCUGAGGAUCAAACUCUGACCUUCAACAUGAAAAGUGUAGAAAAUUAAAGCAGCUAAGAAAGGUUGACUCAGCUGUCUUGCACCCCAGCAGCGCAUCAUGCGUGAAUAAUAAUGUUCUAUUACGAGAAAUACACGAAAACACAACUCUGCAUUUAAAAGCACACCCAGCAUUGUUUAAGACUAAUGUAAAGUUAUGAUGCCAGGCUUUGUCUCACUUCCCUUUUUAAAAAAAAAUAUGAUGCACUGAUAAGCAAAUAAACUGUUAUUCAUUGUUUAGUGCGUGCACUUUUUUGUUGCUUGUUGUAUUUUUAGAGGCCUGAAGAAGCAUGUAACAAAGGACCCUUUUUUACUCACAAAGAUUUAAAAUUAGAAAAAAAUGGCACCAGUAGCUGGUAGAAACUUCUCCUAAACAGAAAAAUUUAAGUCACAUUUAAAGAAAGUUGGUUGGCUUUGAAUGAUCCAUGCAGCAAUUUAACCUCUUUCAUACUGAUGUUCAGUCUUGAGGACCUAAGCACCCAUAUUGUCAUAGUUCCUCACAUAAGAGCUGUAGUGAUAACAAAUACGGCAGACAACAAUGUCUAUGAAAAAUCACAGUAUUAUGAAACCUCCAUUUGCCAUAAGAUAGCUUGAGCUUAUACUCAGUUAGCCCUGGGUCAGAUGCUUUAGAAAUUUAUCAACAGAUCAAAUAAAGGGGCAAUAUAUUGAUACCCAAAAGCCAGAAAACCUGAUAAUUCUUCUUUCUUGUGCCAAGAAGAUUGCUUUGUAUUUCUUCCCUUUAGCAACUUAACAGAUUGCCUAAAGUUAAAGAAAAUGGGAGAUGACUGAGAGAGCAGUUAAAGAAAGCGUAAAUGCCAGGCAAACCAGUGCAUCAUAAAAAUAAAGAAGACCCUUUAGGGUAAAGAAAAAGGAGGGAAGGAGGAAGAAUGUAUGAUGCAGUUAUGAGGGACAGAAGAAAAUAUCACUUUUCUUCUGCUGUUUUCAAUGCAGGAAAGAAAGAAAACCCUUUUUGAUUUGUACAUAGCUUAUUUUGAACCCUGUAGUGUGCAUGGACUGUCAUUUCUCUGUGAAGUGUUUUUAGAAGAUGACUCUCUAAGAUAAAUACUUCUGUGUCCCUAAACCUAUUUUCACUUAAUACAAAAUACGGAUUCAAAAAUUAACAUUUAGAGAGGUCACACCUCAGUUUACAAGGUUGGCCCUUCAAUGUACAUUAGCAUCCGUGCAUGAAUACAAAUAUAAGUACUUAUCACAGAUUUACAGAAAUGUAAAAUAUUAUUGGUGUUAUAAAAAUAAGGCAGAUGAUGCAUGAAUUAUGCACACACGAUAACAGCUUUGACCCACCCUCAACAAGAUUCAACAAGCCAUUUUGAAGAGUUGGAAACAAACAGCAAAAUAAUGAUUUGCAAUACUUGUUCAAUACAAGUGGAGCAAAGAGGAACAGAACUACACUGCUUUAGUACUUCCAGCUCAUUUUGCAACUCAUCCUCAACACCAAUGAAACACCUUUGGUGUGAGUCAUCAGUAUGAGCACAUAGUCUUUGGGCUUGUUAACCACGAUUCAUCAACAGUUUAUUUCUGGCUUGUUUUUUUGACAACAUUUUGAGCCACUUUCAAGUUAUUUUUUUAUAUUGGUUACGGUUCAGACUCAAACUACAGAACUCAUACUUGAGUAGAUUUUGCGCCUCAUACUGGGUCAGAGCCAGCAGUAAUUCUGAUGCUUCUCUUUACUAUAGAUAGCCUUUUUUUUGUCAUUUCUUGCCUAGACAGAAGGUUGAUUUUCUUGAGAUUUAGCAGAACUUUUCCAAUCAAACUCAUGACUCAUCUUGCCUGUCUUCCUCAAGAGCUACUUCUGCAGUUUGCUCUGACUUCCUGAAUCAAGAUUGUGAGACAGAGAAGUUCAGCAGUAUAAGGUCUUUUUAGAGUUGUCUUUUUUUAUUUUUUUGCCUUUGCUUUAAUGCUUCUCUCUUUGGGGUUUUGUCCUUUUAAAGAGUGUUGAAGAGCUGGGAAGGGGAGUGAAACAACACUUGCAAUUCACUUAUCACCUGCAUGGAUGUGCCCCUAAGCAAGUAAUAUAACCCACCUGAACAGGUGCUGCUCUGUGGCCCUUUGAGGCCGGGUUCAUAAAGGGACACUGAAUGUUGGUAUAACUUUCCUGCAAACAAAACACCCAUACUCUAUGAUACUGGACAGGAUAAAUAUGGGUCAAACCAGGAUAAAAAGUCGGCAGCUUUAUGCACUCAGAAAAGUGAUUUUAUACUCAUUCCAUCUUCUUUUUAUGAACCAAGGGGACACUGCAUUCAGGCUGCGUUGUCAAGGAAACGUUAUCCUUGUUUAGGGUCAACUGGGGUGUAUUGCUCCCACAGCAGCGGUGUUAAUGAAUUAAUCUGCUGUGUCUGUUCAUCUUUGACCCUAUGUUUGAUGGAAGGUUUGUUCAUGUUAGCUUCAGUGAACUUAAAUUGUCAGCACGCAGAAAGGUCCAGAGAGCUCAGGGUUUUGGCUCUCUGGUGGUUACUAUGGCGAUUAUCGUUGGAACAGAGUGUGUUUUGAAAGCAAACAGCUCUGUUUUGGCACUAUAACCAGCUGGGUGGAUGACACUAACAGCAAGGUGACUGUGUGUUGGUGCCUUCAUGUCUGUUUCUGAAAGAUAAUACAACUUGGCUCAUAUUUUAUACUUCUCCUUAAUGUUGAUAAAGGAGGGAUGGACAAAAUGAAGGGUAUUAAUUUAUCAAUUUAAAACCUUUUGUAGACUUUAAAUGCUAUUGUCAAAUUUAUUGAAUUGACCGUUUUUUUUUUUGUUCCAUUAGAGCAGAAUAGAAGCAGAAAUGAACACUUACCGUCUCCACACACCAAGCAAGAGUAAAAUCAUUUGCGUGAAUAAAUUACCUGUUAAGUCAAAGCAAAGACAUGGUUAGAUGCUCCUACUACUCUGGCAGCGUGAAUGACGCAAAUUGGGUGGGAGCUGAAAAUGUAUCAACUUGAGCGGAUAUUCGCGUCACGGUAACCAAUCAGCAUGAAGGUUGCCGGGCUGGGUGACAUAUGAAAACAGACGGUUGUUCACUGGUAUCUAAAAUGGAGGACAAACUGAUCGUGUCAGUGUGUGUUUGUGUGCCCCGGAUUAUGUGAUACCUUUUCUUUCAAUUACCGAAACUGGAAAAAAAAGGAGCUUGCCCGGAUUACCUGGUAAAUCACAAAAAAAUCUUUGUCUAUCACUUGAUCCCGCCGGUUGAAUUGGCAGUGACUACGGUUGAAAUUAUUGUUGAUGCGCAAAUGAAGCGAGUAAAUGCUAUUCAUUCAUGGUCUAGAUUAACGCGAAUUAAGCUAGUAGAUGAUUUUACUCACGCUUUGUGUGAGCGCCCCAUAAGGGUGGUCAGAUAUAUAUUAAGUUUAUAAUAGUUCGUUAUUCUGUGAGAACCCAGUAACUUUCCUGUUGAUAUUGUAGCAUCUUUGUCCCAAGACCUAUCUCUUUUCUAAACCUCUGAAUCAUUUUAAGAAGUUUGAUGUUGAUCAGGUUAGAUGGUUUAAGAAGCCGCUGUUGAAAACUAGCUGCAAAGCUUCCUGAGAAUAAUCCGAGUGGACACAAAAACACAGGUGAAUUUCAGAUGUCCUCUUUUGUGACAGUGUUUGAUUUUUAAGCAAGAUUUUUCCAGCAGAUAAUGCUUUUUGUGUUUGUAGUAAACAGUCAAGCAUACAGCAUUUGCAAAACGACUGAUGGUCAGGAUGAUUUUUUCUGCCGUUUUGGCUCCCUCCUUUCAGAGUCUGGGGUCUACCGCUCUGGUCAGCUGCGGGGUGAAGGAACCUGAAAGGAAGUGGGAUAAACAAAAAGACUGCAAGCCAAACAAAGCUGCAAUGAGGCUCCAAUAGACAUGCUGGUCCAGGGGCAGUGUGAGCCUACAAAGAGCUCUCUGUGAGGGUAGUGGUGCUCCGUAUUCCUGUGGAGUACUCACUCAGUCACACUCAAACACAUAUUACAUUCACAGACACAGCAACAUUACACAGUCGCGACUUGAGUAUGCCAUUACAAAUCUUUUGAGAACACAAAUGUGUCAAUCACCAGCUCUUUUGGCUCUAUGGUGGGAUUCAUCCAAGUCGUGUUCGAGUCGAAACCUUAAACCCUCUGAUGAUUCUGGCUGCCUUUGCUCCCUUUCAGCUGUUUUAUGUUGCUUAAUUUGUUUUUGAUCAGCUGACUGCAACUUGUGUCAGCACCGGCACCACAAAGCUACCAUAAACAUUAUCAAAACAGAGAAGCCACUGAAGAAUUAUGUGCUGAGCUCCAGGAGUGUGUAGUGUAGUGUUACAGCCUACUGAAGUUAUUUGUGCCGGAUUGACUGCGUGUCACACCCUAUACUCUCGUGCCACUUUGGGACAGCUUACAGAGAUGAAAACCGCUGACUUCUUUGAAUGCUUUCCCUCCUCUCAAUCCAUCACUUGGGUUUCUCUCCUGAUGUGCACAGUGGUAAAAGCAUAAAAGAAAUCAGUGCCAGCAGUGUUCAGUCAUGUGUGGGUAGAUGUAUUGCUCUACCUCUGUUGAUGUGUUGCUUUUAUUGCCCAGAGUGCAAAACUCAAGGCCUUGAAUGGUGUCUCCUUAAAGUAAUAGAGUAUCAGGAACAUUCAAAUAGAUUGAGGAUAAAAAGUCUAGACAAAGACACUACUGUUAUUCUUUGACCUUUUACUGUUUAUUACCAAUAAACCUAAUAGAAUCAGGUCACAUUUAUCUCAAUACAUGGAAAGCCUGUGUUCUUCCUUUUCAGUAAUAUUACUCAGAAUCACCAUGGCCCCUAAAGCAGACAGUAGGUCUUCAUGAUGCAAUCCCUGCCUGUACCAAAUCUUUGCCUCGAUAUGUCAGGGUAAUGCUCAAAGACUUAAGUAGACCAUGAGGUAGUCUGAGAUGCCAGACUCAGCUUGAAAAGGUCAGUAACAGCAGUUGUACAACAGUGAGAAUUUACGAGGUUGUAAAGCAGCAAAGUGAACAGGAGGUUUGACCAACACUGUAAAGCAGUAUCUAUUAUUGAGUAGUAAUAAACAGUCUGCUAAGAAAAUUAGCAGAGGAAACAGGUUUAUUAUCAACGCACAAUGUGUGAUGGUCGAUCUUAAAAUGUCAGUGAAUUUUAGUCGGAUUGAGCUCAAGGAUUUCACCGGUGUUUUUAUGUUAAACAUUGGCUGCCAUAUUGGUUCACUCAGAAGGACUGCUGAAAAACUCCAAAAAGGAAACAUCCUGUGCCAAAGCUGGGUCAAGUUUAUCAAAUCUGUACUUUGCAUUUAGUUUUCCUAGUAAAAGCCUCACAGUGAAGACUGUUGAGAGAGACAUCUGGGGACAGGAGGCUCAGUUUUAACUGUGGACCUAGGAAUACACCUUUAUCUAAAACUUCAACACCUCUUUUUUUUUUUUUUUUGGAAAGUUUGUUACUUUUUGUUGAGUAGGAACUUGGAAGAAAGUUUGAUGGAGCUGUGACGGGAUUGUAUUUCAGACAGAUGGGGGAAAUGUGAACUGGUAGGUGUAAUCAUCUAUCAACUACAAGUUCUAAAUGAUCAAACUAUCAUAGAUAUGAGACAUGUUGAGGGACGGUGUUUCAAGCACACCUUCUGUUACUUUUGCACAUUUUUAACUCAGUUUAGCCAGUCUUUAAAAACAAGAGAUGACUCAGUAUCAUUCAUGGACCAGUUAUUCCAGGAUUCUUGCAAAAAGAGAUUAUCAUUGGUUGGGAUUUCCUGCAUGGGAUGAGAGAGAUUUUUGAGGCCAUACCAUUCAUAUACUGGUGUUGUGUUCUUGGAUUGAAGUUAAAUUUCACAUUCAUUUGACAUUUAUCUUAAUGUUGAUCAACAACAACUGAUUUGACGAUUUCACUAUGGUCAUAUUUCUCACACUUGUGAAGCAAUGUCUGCUUAAAAACUGGAAUUAAAUGAACACAGUUGAUCUAAAUCAGGAAGAAUUAGCAGAAUUAGCAUCUCUGGUUGGAGUGCCUCAGGUGUGCCUGAACCAUGCUUCGGUUCCUCUCUGGUAUACAUACAUACAACAUCAGGCAUUUCCUCUUUUGUUCCUCUGUUCUGUGCUGCUCUAGUGACUUCUUCAUAACUACAGAGCUUACCAGCAGAAAGAGAUACUCGCCUCGGACUGCUUCAGAGCUUCCAUCAUGAUUUGUAUUAAGGGGGGAUUCUUGAACUUGACCUCAAUGGUAUUCAGUCAAAUUUUUUACCAAGUUUAGAAUCAGAUCCCUGUGAAAGUUGACUCUGUAAACUCAUUCAUUCCUGAUGUGACAAGUUGACUUGAUUUCUGUCAUUCAGCUCAAGUGUCUGCAAAACAAGUCUAGGCUUGUAUGCACGGUGGGGUGAAAAUGUAUAAACCGUUGAGCAACCUGCCUCCUCACCCCUCCCCUUUUCAUUUCCUGUGCCUUUUUUCAACUUGCAUGUUCUGGUUGCUAUAGCGACACAGCGACGAAUAAACUUCCUGUCUUGUUGCUGUGGUUAAUUGCAGCUUCUUUUGGCCCCCUUUUUUCUUCCCCUUAAUAAUCUCCUGAGUAUUUUAGAUGUGUUAACUUCACAUAAUGAUUAAUAAAAUGGAGAUGAACACACACACGCACACACACACACACACGCACACACACACGAACGCACACAGAAAUAUAGAUAUAGAUGUGACUUUUUUUUUCCUGUUCUCUCUAAUCACUUGAUCAAAAACUUGUCUUAGUUCAAUCCUGCAAAACUUUGCUUUUAGUGCCCAAAGUCUCCUGGUGAUUUGGGUCAUAGGUUAUUUUUAAGCAUGAUUGAAUAUAUAAGAUUUAAUUAUAUAACUGUAAUUGCUUUUUACUUUUCCAAAAGUUCACAUGAAAAAAAAAGAGCAGGUUUUAUCUCAGAGUUAAAAAUUGACUCCCAGUGUGAUAUAAACUUGAAAUGCUGAGCGAUGGUGUUUGCUCUGACUGUGUCGGGUCCAUUGGUCUGGUCACACCUUUCAUGUCUGCAGGCUUUAAGGCCAGCAGCCCCUUGAUUUUCAGACCUGUGAGAAGGCCGGCCGUCUCGGUCAGCCUUGGUCGCCUCAUCUGCUCUUUGAUCGAUGGCCUUUCAGUUUGGAGUAAUUAUCCCGGGAGCAAACAGGGAGGCUAGUGGCUUUAUAGGCCGCCAGUUGCACACAGAUGGACAUUGGCAUAAAAGUGUUUACAUCCACAAAGGUUAUGAGUUAUUUCCAAAAGGCUCACUGCCCUUCUUGAAAUUGCAAAUUAAUGCCACUUUUUAUUGGAAAAAACAGAAGUGAUUUCAAGGGUCAUGUAGUUAAUGAGUUUAGUCAGUCAGCAAGUUAAAACUUUCCUCCACUCACUGUUUGUAAUCAUAGUUGAAGCCCAACAUUUUGAUUUAUCUUAGUUGUCACAAUUUAUUUGAGUAUUAAAAAGGGAUGUAAUCCCAGCUCGUAAGUCACACAGUGGCAGCCCUGGACUCUUUAAUAAGUUACUGCUUAUAACAGUCUGACAGUAUACUGAUCAUAUUAAUGUGACAGUAAAGUCACAUUUUACUGUUCCAGUGUUUGAAACAUGCCAAGAAAGCUAAUGGCAAUGAAUAGAUUUGUUUUCACAUGACUGGUGCUUGAUUUUCUGGCAGCACUUUUUGUUAAGACCUUUUUUUUCCUGGUUGGAGCUACAACCUAAAAAUCUGUACUUUCUUGAAGCACCAAUUUAGCUCACGCAUAAAGUGUCUGUAGCCUUUAUUGAUCAUAGUUUCAACUCCAGUCUCUUAACCAUUUGAUGCGUGUUUACCCCACGUUCUCCCCCACAUUUUCCUUCUCUUUUCAGCUGUAAUUUCACAUAAAGGCAAAAGACCAAAAAAUAAUAUGAAAAGAGUAUCAGAGUUAAAACAAGUUUUGAAAUUCCUUGCACAGCCUAUAUGUAAUGGUAAAAAUAGAGAGGAGAUGACACUGGCCAAGUGUCCUCACUUCUGACCCCAGCUUGUGUUUACUCCUAAGCGUUAUUCCUGGAAACUUGUGUGAGAAAAAUAUAAAUCAGAAAACUGGGGACAGCCUGUCAAAAUUUUCAGAGAUGACAUCUAAAAAUAUCUUGCUUUGUUACUCACAGUCUAAAAUCUACAGCGACAACUUUCCUCUAGUUAAAAUAAAAAACCGUAAGCAGCAAAUUCUCACAUUGGAAGCACCAGAUUGUGUAUUUGUGAAAAUAAGCCUAUAAGGGUAAAAACGCAAUCAUUCUGUGAUCAAAAUAGAGUAUUAUAUAAAUGAAAUAAAAGAUAAAUCAGUAUACCCUCCCAGCUCUGCUCUAUUUGGUUGGAUUGUCACCGUGUGUAUAAUAUCCUGUCUGGACAAAACUCAAGAUAAUCCUGAAUUUGCAUGCCCCUCACACUGGCUUUUGUUGACCAUCACAUUUGAAGCCAAAUGUUUUUACCAUGCAUUUUUCCCUAGCUCACCUCAUAUAUUUUGAUACACUAAUCCAUAAUUCAUAGAGCCUUUCCCCUGCAUCCUUCUGCCUGUACAUGUGAGUGUGUAUGUGUAUGUAUGUGUCUGAGCACAAAGGUUAGUGCAGGAGGAGGGGCUGAUAAUGGAUGCAUGUAUAAUGCAUCAGCAGUACAUUUCCAGUUUCCCAUGAUGCAGCACAUACCUCCACUGAGCUCAUAUAAAGCACAGCCUUGGUCCCUGUGACUAAACAAGGCUUCUCCUGCUACGAGAAUGUACAGGUGUGAAGGAUCAGAGGAACAAAUCCACACAAUAAAGUUUUUAAUGAGCUUCGUCAGACCAGCAUUUCUUGCAGUAGGUCAGCCUCAGCACAGGGAGGCUGCAGCUGUUGUGACUGCAAAGAGACACUAAGCUCUCAGCUUUGUUCUAGGUGAGACUGAAGCUCACAUAUUGAUUGUGUGGUGAAGUGGCCUCUCCUGUGAGUGUGAAGUGAAUUUCUGGUUGACACGAAAGAGUAAAAAAAUGAGACAGCGUCCAGUGAUCCACCUUAAAAAUGAGUUCUGCUGUUUGCUGUCUGAGUGCAUUGAAGUCCUGGUCAGAAAAUGUAAUUUGCUGUCGUAGGAGUGCUUCAACUAGUCCUCCAUGUCCUGCUCACUACUCUCUCUUUGGGAGUGCUGCCAAAGAAGAGGGAAUCAGAAUAAUCAUUCAGGGCUGAGCGUUCGGCAAGGGGUCUCAAAGAUGCUAACUAUUUACACAUAUUUGUCAGUGCAGUUAAGGGGAUAUUCUGGUGUAAAAUUAAUUUAGGGUCAAACACAACGUAACACCGAUUUAGACACCCCCUCGAGAGAUGAAUGUUGCAGACUGCUUGCUUCUUUCGUUUUACCAACUUUAGUAACGACUGCACGAUAACAACACACAGUGGUCUGAGGAGCCAUCAACAAACCUCAACCAAAAUGCCACUCUGUAGCCACAAAUAAUGCUCAGGCCAUAGUAUUAGUCAUCAAACAUCUUUUUAACUUUGCCUAAUUUCUGUAGGAAAGAGACUAAACACAACUCACCUACUCUCUUCCAGCAGCUUCUUGUUUGUAGCGAGACUUCAGGCCAGUCAAUCAUUGACUGCAGCGGGGUGACGCAGCUCAAGGAAGAACAUUUAUGAUCAUUACUUUAUCAUUUCUUUGAAGUAAUAAUCACCAUAUUAAUUAUUUUGCACUGCAGAAACGGUAGUCCUUCUGCCUUAGUGUCUUGGUCUGGUUGCAUUUCCAUGAAGAAAUGUUGGCCUUUUGGUUGAGGUUUGUGUGUGGCUCCUGAGACUGCUGUGUAUUGCUAUUGUGUGGUUGUUACUAAAGUUGGUAUAACUAGUGGUUGGCAACAUUCAUCUCUAAACAGGGUGUCUGACUCGGUGUUACGGUGUGUUUGACCCUAAACUAAUUUUACGCCGGAAUAUCCCUUUGAAGAGGGGGUAUUAUUAAAUGCAUUAUUAUGCAUUUUUUCAGACUCUAUACUUCCUCUCCAAUCAAUAGCUUUACAUGAAUUUCAGAUUUAAAAAAAAUCCUCCUGUUUCUCACUCUGAUGUAUUAAAAUAUAUCAAUAUCAUCAGCCUCCUUCUAAAUCGCUUUGUUUUAGCUACUGUCUCUUUAAGGCCCCCCCUUCCACGAGCCUACUUUCUUCUGAUUGGCCACUUCUCCCGAGGCUUUCUGGAGGCCGUAUGAGGACUUCGCUCGAUGUUUUGCCCCCACUUCCUCUAUUAUGUCAAUCAGUAGAAGAGCAGAUCAGUUACUCUGCUCUGCUGUGGGUGUCACCUCACACACUGUUGGAGGCAGGCUGUGUCGCUUUAUCGGAAGUGCAGAUGAAGUAUUAAGGAGAGUCUAUUGAGGUGAUGCAAUUACUUGAGUGGGUCUUUAGCAAAGUCCCGUUUUGAGCAAUUUACAUCUGUUUUCUAGAACUAUACACACGUAAUUUUAUCUUUUACAAAAGAAAAAACAAAGCAAAAGACUACUCAGUGGCCUAGUCCAGCUGUCCAGUAGCAGUCCAGUUUUAUGAUACUGCAAACUCACAACUGAAAAAACAGCUGUUAAACCAAGCUGUUAUAGAAGAUUACAUAGAGAUAUGCAAAGCAAAGAGCACCUACAGAGGCCACAAGAGAGAAGGGGUGUGAUGUUAAAGAAGAUAAUUUCUUCGAGCAUGUCUCAAAAAAGGGAACCUUUCAGGAAGGAAGUAAACAAGAACCCGCAGCCCACACAGUGUCAAGAGCACAGGAAAUCAUGUGACGUUGCUGAGAUAUGUAACUGUGCAGUAAAAUUGUGUUGUGCCUUCCUCUGUUCAUCAUCGUACACUGAACAUCUGUACAAGGUUUUCAAUCAGCAUCUGACCCUGAUUCCGGCCUACAGUGUUGCUUUAUUUGAAGGAUGUAGCUGUUGCUGCUUGUAUUGGCUUAUACAGUGCGUGUGUAUGUGUGUUUGUGUAUGCAGUGGGAUUGUCUUUCAAUAUACCCUUGGAGCGAUCCCAGGUCUUUGCUUGUAGCGAGGAGUCAGAGGUCAUGUAACACAAUCCUAAACCUGACCUCGCCAGAUGUCUGCAAGAUGCAUAAUCUGAUUAGAUUAUAUGGGAGCAUGUGUGAAAGUGGAGCAAAGAUGCUGGAACAAACGGAUCACGGCCUCAAUUCAUCGAACAAAUCUAGUUUUCUGUGUUUUUUCUAAGAGUUGUUGCUAUGCUUAUACUAGUAUUGGAAAUGUCAUCAAUACAGACAAAUCAAUAUUGUCAAAAAUGCAGUAUUGGGUAUCCAUGACUACGCAUGUCAAUAGCAACGAUUGACUAUAAUAAUCACAUUACCAGCCUAUGCAGUAAUAUUAAUGUCACUGAGGUCACUGUUUAGGAGUGGCUUCAGAGGACUGAUUUUAGGUCUGAUUUUAAGACCACAGCAGUAUGUUGUUUGCUGAGAAUGUAGAGAAAAAGACUGUUUCUAAAGCACAUUCAUGACUUUAUUUUUAUACUGUUAAAAUAAACAAAAAUGGUAAAACCACAAAAUAGAGGAAUUUGAUAUAAAGAAGAUCAGGGAUGUCUGACACUCUUUUGGUCACAGAGAAUGUCAUUAGCGAUGGAGAGCUAAGCUGCCAUAACUGUUUCUGCUCUGCUUGGUACAACGAUGAUUGUGAUUUUAGGUCAGGAUUCUCACAUGGUACUGAGUCAGAAGAUCCACAGUGUAGCAAUCAUAACUCACCUACAUGGGGUGAAUCAAAAUCAUGUAUUAAAAAAUCAUGUCAAUACAUGUGAUCUUCUCUGUGUGGGUUAAUACUUCAAAAUAUCAAACAUCUUGCUCAAAUGUUCAGUUUGUUCUACAUCUAACGCUUGAAUUUUGUUGGUUAAAAAGUUACACUUGGAUUUGAACACUUCUUAAAGCCCUUGAACACAAACAACUACAGUAAGUCAAUCAUCACAAGGAAAUGUAUGCCAGAAGGUCAUCAAGUAUUGGGAAAUCUGCUUGUUUGUUUGUUCUGUAGUAGCACCCUUACUGGGGAGGCCCGCUCCAGAUGUUACAAGAACCUCCCAGGGCCACAGACUCUCAGCACCCUUUCUUCUGGACGCUCCUUCAUCUCUGCAAACAGUUCAAAAAUCAACAUCAAUUAUGAAUUUGGUCCAUCUGGUUGGCUGUGAUUACGGCUCCUGGCCGCCCUGUAGCAGGCCUGAUAGCUGGUCCUGCGUACAGCUCUGUCAGAUGAAUUCACAACUAAGAAUGCAGAGCUGAUGAAUUGAAGCAGGAGACACUUGGAGCAAAGCCAGGAGAGAAAAGAAAGAGAGUAACCUCACCUCUCUCACCUUACUUUAUGCUGCAACAUCUACAGUUUAUGAAGGUUUGGGUUGUUGUAUAUUUGUCUGCCCCUCUGUGAAAGGGAUUGUUGUUGUUUUUAACCUCACUCUCGAGUCAGGUUGGGAAGAUUUAUCCUCCUCUUCCUCUUCACCUCUCCCUCUCCUCAGCUGAUCCUCUCCAGUGUCUGCUACAAUUAAUGGUUUGCUGUCCCACUCAGCUCAGUCUCACAUCAACCUUUUCUAAAACCCUCCCACCUCUGCUUCUGACCUAGUCCCACUCUGUUUUCCCUCUUAACCUUCCUGAAGCACUCCUGAAUCUAACCACUGUCUCUGCAGACCGGAAAGUAGCUGGUUUAGAAAUAUUGCCUGUUCUGCAUCCAUAUUUAUUCAUUUGUCCUAUUAGUGAAACACAAUUUGUAAAGUGGUUUAUCAUAUCCAUUCAUGUGGAGAAAAGGCAGAGGGAUGUGAGGGACAUGCUUACUUUAAGAUAAAGGAGCUGUAAUGUGAAAUUUAGUUGUUUUUCUUUGAUCUGUGACUCCACAAAGAUUAUUUAAAGAAUGAAAUGUGGGUCCUGAUUGGUGGAUUGAUCCUCUAUAAGGCCCUAAAGGUAUGACAGCACCUGCAGAGGAGAUAAGAAGUGUAGAGAAGACCAGUAAAAAGUUGUUAUUGUUGCUGCCUCCUUUCCAAGUUCUCUGUUUGGGGGAGGACAGAAGACGUUUUGUUUAAGAGAUCCCCGUGGUCAUGUCAGAAAAUCACAUCUCAUAGACCUGUUGUCUCCUGAGCUCCACUACAAACUGAGCCUUUCUCCAACAGAUUUCUGCAUAAUGCAUUGUUGUUAUUAAACCAGGUUCUGUUUGCUUUUCAUCUUUCAGUAGCUCUCGAUGUUACCGUCACCUGUUGACAGAGGGAGGAUGUCUGUGCAGCAUCCUGCCUGCCAAGGAAGACAGUGUGCAGCUAGUUUGUAUCUAACUUCUUUACGUAUUACACAUGGAUAUCGUCUGUGAUCUGAGCUGAAAGGAAUAGAAGCACAACUUGUUUCUUGCUAAAUCCAGUUGGGAUUUGUGGUUUUUGUGACCUUCUCUUGAUAACUUAAAUGCUGUCUUGCUGUCUCGAUGCUUUUUGUCUUUAUUGUCUUUUUGUUUUUGUACUCUUGACAAUAAAAUGUUGUUUUUUCUAAUCGGUUCACGAGUUGAUAGCUGAUUGUUUUGGUAGCAGACAACAGGUUGUUGGUAUUUGCAUCCUCACUUGUUAUCACAUGCGCAAAAUAAAGUGAUAAAGACAUUCUCCUUAUACUCUUCUUUACAGCCAUAAAUCAUUCACUUCAUCCUGAUGUAGUGUAACCCAUACCCCUUUGUGCUAGGGCUGGGUUGAUAAAUCAAAAAUUUACCGAUACUGAAGUAACCAACAGUAACCAACGUCAUUUUGUCCAUAUCAGUAUAUUCGGUAUCAAAAAAAUAAAUGAAUCAAUAAAAGUUGGUUUUGGAUGUGUGUAGGUAGGCUGUGGUCUCAUGUCCCUUUAAGAUGCUGUCCCAUGUCAGAGACCUGACUCCACCCCAUCCAGUCCGUAACAAAGAGGGCAAGACAGAUGAGGAGAUGGAGGACGGUUCAAAAGUUGUAGUGGCUGGAGCGGUGGCUGAAGUAGAUUAAGUUAUUGUGGGAGGGGGUGAGCAACUUGCGGGUAGUUGUCAUCCUUUUAUCGUUAUCGAGGUGAACUGCUCAAUAUAUCGUGAUAUUGAUUUGAGGCCAUAUCACCCAGCCCCAGUAUAUAUCCUCUCCAAACAGUGUGAUUUUGACUGAAUCAAUUUAGGAGCCCACAUAUGUAUUCCAUGUACACAAAACGCAUUAAUCUAAUUAUCUAAUCAGUCACAUAGACAUCAACUCAAAAAAUCCAUUAAAAUACAACUUGACUGUUUGAUGGCUGAUUAUUUUCCAGACAAAUACUAAAGAUGAUGACUCAUUAUUUGAUCCAUUGUUGACUCAGCCUAACAAUCCAUAUCGAUCUGUCCUGAAGCUCCUACCUUUGUGAGCUGUGUCUCCGACUCCCUUGAAACAUGUAGAGGAUAUAGAUGUGGACUUCUUGCCUCUUGUCGCUCUUUGCUUUGGCAGCAGUUGUCAGUGUGCCGUCCAGACUUGCUCUUUGCCUGAGGCAUGGUAGCCAUCUGUUGAAGGAGACUGUAUCACUCUGUCCGUGUCUUUAAACAGAAAUGCUGUUGUGUGUUUGUGUGUGCGCGCAUGCAUACGUGCUAAUUUGCCUCCUCGAGAGUACACAUGUUCAUGCAAGAUGCUCUUAUUUUCUCCUUGACUGGCUCUGAGAAUAGGAAGUGGCACAUGUGUCUUAUGCAGAGCCUCUAGUCAGCGGUCUAAGUUGGCACAUUUCUUGACACGUAGCUGAGAGGAACAGGCGGCAUCGAGCCGCCUCACGGCUGGUGUGUAGGCGGCCGAGGACGAGGGGAGAAAGAGUUUGAGAUAUGAUGGAAAUUGAAAUUAAUUAGAUUAUGGAAAAAAGAGAGAGUGGGGCUUCAGAGUGAUAAAGAAGUGAUGUAUUGUUACAUGUCGCACAUGAGAUAUCUGUCUGUGUCAGGGAGUUCAGUCUUUUCUCUCUCCAUGCUGCUGCAAGCUUAAGUUGCAGUCUCAGCGCUUUUGUUGUCAACACUUUCUUCAUUUACCUGUCCCAUUCUUUUAUACCCUGUUUCCCUGAAAUUUCAUUGCUCCUCAACCACUUUAGUACUUGUGUUGGCAUCAACACAAGCUGCCUCAUCACUUUUCGCCCGUAGCCCAAGUGUUGAGUAUAAUAGAGAUAGAUUGUGAGGGCUCCAGCUUGUUAUUGUGUUAUUUGUUUGAGAAUCCACGUGCCAUCGGCUGCUGAACGUGAGAAAAGAGCCUGCGAGAAGUCUCAAGUCAGUGUCCAACAGUGAGAUGAGCCUCGCCUGCACGGUGAACAAUAUUUAACAGCACACACAGCAAGAAAAAAAUCACGUUCAAGUCAGCUGUUCCCUUCUCGUUUCUAUAAGUAAAUAUUGAUUUGAGCCUCAUGACAUCCCGUGUUGCUGCUAUUGUCUCCAGAGCUCAGCUUUAAAGGUGGUGCUUACUUGAUAUUCACGGGUCAACCUGUCACUGAGGGACAGGUAUUGAUUAAUUUAACAGAUCUGCCCUUAAGGGAGGGACCGAGAGGAAUGGAGAGCCAUCCUCUUCACAUUUGGUGGACCAGUUAGGCUUUUUAAAGGAAAAUGAUCUUAUGCUCUUAUGUAUUUUUUUAUCCAACUUCCUCCACAUCCACAGCAGCAGCAUACGAAUCGGUCUAUUAACCUUCCCAUUAAUGUGUGUGAAAUCAUUUUUCAAACAGCAAAGCAGACGCUCGAUUAAUUUUUCUAAUUGUUCGCAUGCCUGAAGGUUCGACAGUAAAGGCCACAGCAUUUACACUAGAGCACCUCAGUAAUUACACAAAGGCUGGCUAUCGAGUUAGUUAAUUACAUACAGCUUUAAAGAAUAUGACAAGAGAGCCGAAUAGCAUAUUAUGAACGCCUGCGUCAUGUUUACUUGUUUCAUAUUUAAUGUAAAAGGUUCCCCACCUUUGUGAAAAUUAGAUCUAAUUUUACAGCGUUGGCAUUUGGGUGAUCACGAUUCCUCUGAAUGAGUGAUAAUGGCCUGAAACAGGUUAUCACAUAAGCACUUAGUCUCAGACAGGUUCUCAGGAAGAUCCUAAUGCAAACAUUGAAUGAUAGUAAAACUUUUAUACAGAGAUGGUAAAUUGAUUCUUGCACCCAUAUGACAACUCAAAAGUACUCAAAUGCUGCUCUUUUAAAUAAAUAACCUAAAAAGUAUUCAGUCGUUAUAUACAUUUUUAACCAAUUCAACUGCAAGCUGCUGUCUGCUGUGCUGUGUUGUGUUGUAAACUGUCUUUAAGAGUAUUGUGACCUUUUUUAAGCUUGCUUUGAAAACAUUUGUGCCAAUGCAGAGCUGUAUUUAGACAACAGAUUUGUCAGUCAGGUUCUUUCAGACAUCUUGCGAUGCAUACUUAGACACAUCAUCAGUGAUGUAACCCAGGGUCCUCGGGUGUUUCAGGUCUUUCAACAGCCUACACCCUCACCUGGGCAACCCAGUCAGGGUUGAUCAAGCCCCGACUUGUGUCUAAGUAGCUUUAGUGGUCCACGGUUCACCCCACUUGAUCCACAGCCAUCUUGAUGCUCUCUCUGUGGCAUCUGAGAUGGCCUUGAUGGCUCUCCUGCUGUGCAGCCCUCUCACUCCCAGCCUCUUCAGUGCCCUACAGAGAGACUGGCCCGCGAAGCCCCCACCUCAAUGGGGUCACACCAGGUCUUCCAUCCAUUCUGUCGGCACUCGCUUGCCAGCUCCUCAUAUUUGGCCCUCUUCCUUUCAAAGGCUUCCUCCAUCCGGUCUUCCCAAGGAACAGUCAACUCCAACAUUACCACCUGUCUGGAUGUUUCUGACACCAGCACUAUGUCUGGCCUGAGUGAGGUCUCAGCGAUGGAAGUUGGAAAUUUGAGCUGUUUCCCUAGGUCCACCUUCAGCUGCCAGUCCCGGGCUGUUGUUAGAAGCCCUCCUGUUGUUCCUGAGUAGUGGUGCACCUUCUCUCCAGCCUUGACAAAAGCUAUGGUGUUCUUUGCUGGUUGUUGCUGCCUGCUACUGGUGAUCUCUGAGCAGAUGACCUCUGCGAUGACCCGCAGCACCUGAUCGUGACGCCAGCGGUAGCGACCCUCUCCUAGGGCCUUCCUGCAGCUGCUCAGGAUGUGCUCCAGGGAUCCCCUUUUCAUGCAGAGUGGGCACACAAAAGUCUCUGCCAGGCCCCAGCAAAAGAGGUUGGAUGGACUGGGGAGGACGUCAUAGGCUGACUGGAUCAGGAACUUUAUGCAGUGUUGCUCGGACUUCCAAAGCUCCGACCACGGCAUUUUCCGGUCCAGCACCUGCUCCCAUCGUGCCCAGGCACCCUGCUGCUGCAUCCCCAACAAUCUGGCUUGAGCGGGCCUCCUCCACCCCUGCUUGGAUUUCCUCGUGGACCAUUUGGCGCCUCUCUCUCCCCCUGACUCGGUCGAACCGAGGUUUCGGGUUGCUGCCAAGCCCAGCCCGCCCUGUUGCCACCACUCCUCUCAACUGGUCAACUGCAUCUUGCGCCCUCCACUUCCUGCCAGUCCUCCCCUCUAUGCAGGCUGAGGAGACCUUGAUGUCAUUUGAGUCUCUGUACAGCAACACCUCUCUUGCUCAGGUGGCCAUAAACUUCUCCGUCAGACUUCCGAGGGGGAGUUGCAGCUUGUUCUUCUUCCUGUGCAAGGCGAUGCUGCUGAGGCUCCGCCACCUGCGUAGGUACUGGCUGACCUUCUUCUCGUAGCCCUCAACAGUUGUGAUCGGCACUUGUUAGACCAGUAGAUCCAGGCCUUGAACUUGCCUGGCAGCCCUGAUCUGUCCACUGCUGCAAGCCAGGUUAGAACUGUAUUUAGACAACAGAUUUGUCCGUCAGGAUCAAUUCAUUUUGCAGUAUUCGGCACAGUUAUGCUGAAGUCAGACAUCACAAUCUUUUUGUCUGUCAGUGAAACACAGCCAAAAAUUGAGACUUGGCUGACAGACAUAAUCGACUGUAUGAUGGUACUCCACUUAUCAUCAUGAUUGAUGUGGUGAUGAUGUUGGAAAGGAGAGGGGCUGGGCUAGACGACACCCAGAAAUGCUAACGGCAGUUACUCAUCGGGAUGCGGAGGUGCGUCACCAACAUUCCUCUUUUUUCAGUUUUUCCUUGUGAGCUCUCAUCGUUCUAUCUCUCAGACUUGAAACCCUGAGUCUGCUGGAUCAGGUUAUAAAUGUGCUUUUAAAGUCCCACUCUGAUCUUUUUUAUUUUUAUUUUUACUACUCAAAGUGAUCUCAAUGGUCUUUAAAUUGUGAUUAUGAAGUUUUUCCCAAAAAUCACGUUACCUGUGUCAUUUUCAAGGGCUUUCCUUCUUCAGAGCUCCAGUAGAUCAUUAGCAAUUCACCUCUGAGUCGUGGGUGGAGACAGCGCUGCUCUGCACACUCGUCUUCACGUUAGUUUGCAGCCUAACAUUGCCGGUGCUGUAGAAGUGGCAGGUAGCAUAGGAGCUAUUCAGCUCUCAGACUGUCAUGUCUUUAGGGACUAAUAUUAUAAUUAGCUGUCUUACAAGCAUUACAAUCCGCUAACGCACACAAUUGUUCAGCGAUCGUCCUCUGUAUAUCUCCUCUAUAUGCAGAGUGUGGCCUGCAUAGCGUGGCUCCAGGGGCGGAGCUUGGAUUGGUUACAUAUGACAUUUCACUGUUUCUGAACCUGCUUUUUGGGUCUGCCAGAGAUUCACAGCGAUUUAAAUGAAGAAAUACUCAGAAAAGCAAUUUCGCAUUUAUUUUUCUCAUGAUAUGUCCUGUAGCAUCAGAAAAAUGACAUAUGAACAUGUAAAAAAAAAACCCAAAAAAUGUGAUUUUCUUUGAAGUGGGUCUUUAAUGUGUUGCCAUUUCUUUACUUGAUGGCUCUAGAAAGUGUCCUCUAUAGAAAUGUGGGCACUAUUAGUGUAUCAUCACCCUAAUGUGGUAAUUAAUUGAACUUAUAUCGUAGUUUAACAUUCACUUCGACCAUUAGCGAUGAGAUUUAACUUCUUCACUGACAUCCCAUGAAGAUAUUUCCCUACCCAGAGGCUGUAAAACUAUUUAUGGUGGCUGGUGAAGACAGUUGUCAUACUGAGUGAAAGGAGGCGGAGCUCUAUGAGUUACUGCUGCUGCGAGCUCUAGCACUAGUUCAAACGGCCCAGGUCUAAAACACCAACAGCAGGCCUGUGUUCUCAGCUAGCAGGAACCCACACUGCAGCCUUUGUGUCCUGCCCCCAGUCCCACCGGGUUGGGUCGCACUUGCCCUGAACACAUGCACAUUCAUUCAUACUCAGAGUAAAAGCAUUAAUACUAUGGGAGGAAGCCCUUUGAAAUAGUUAACAUUGCUGUAAUGAAGCUGUUCCUGUAGGAUACUGAUGCAACACAUACAGAAAUCUAUGGACUGUAUUAAGAUGUUAAUUGUAAAUCUUGACACAGAGCAGUGGGAAUAAGUCUUCAUUUCCUCCUCCUUUAAUGUCUGGACUUGUCAGUUUCAUCAUGCUUCACCGAGUAACCGAACUCGAGAGAUGGUGUUAGCAUGCCAGGAAUUCUCACAGAAGAGCUGGCUGGCACACUUCUUCCUCUCAUCAAGGUCUCAUUGCCAGUCAAAUGAGGGAGUUGAUGGAGCUUUUCUCAGACUCUAUUUCAACAGAGAGAAGCCAACACUCCACAAUUAGCUGUAAGUUUUGUAGUCAUGCUAAAAUAAAAACAGUUUCAAUCCUAAUUGGUUGUCCUGUACACAUCUACGAAAGAGGAUUAGGGCCACCGAAAAAAAAGGUCAAAUUGGUAUUUUAUUGUUAUAAUUCUGAGAUAAUAGUCAGAAUUCUGACCUUAUCCCUUUCUGUACACAUCCCUCAUCAGAUCUUGUUUUUAAACCACUAGUUAUUCAAGAUGGGUUUAUGGUACUGAUGGCAAAAGGUUACAGCAUAUGGCAUGAAGGCUUUCUAUACUAAGUUCAAACUGUGGACACAAGCUGACACAGUGUACAUAACUCAUAUUAGUCGCAGUAUCUAUCUGUAUUCGUGAGGAGAAGUUAAAGAAGCAGUGUGGUGUUGAAACCUAGCCUGCUGUACGUGGCUUUUCACACACACCCUCAUGCUUUGACAGUAUAAUCCUGCUGACUGUCACCUAUGCUGGGUCAUCAUACCUAUAUCCUAAAACACGGUUUACUCACAGUGGAAGCAGAUAGGUUUUUCCUGUCAUGAUACUAUUAUAAUUGUUUUGAACUCCCAGAUGGCUGUUAGCGUCUAGCUGAGCAUCUACAAACAGAGACACCAGCAGAUGUCCCCCAAAUAUGUAUUCACUCCAGUCCUUCAGAGGUCCCAAGCACUAAAUGAGUGGUCAAUGUUGUGUACUGGAAGUACAAACACUCACAUCAUUUCUAGAGGUUAUUUAUUUUACCAUUAUGCACGAGUAAUACCACUCUGGUAGUAUAUAACAUACCCAUCCCAAAGGUAUCAAUGUCUGUUUUGUAUUCAGCAGUGAUUUUCUGUAGUUUAUGGUCAAAUAGGGACCAGGUCACAGCAUGUGAACAGGAAAGUCAUCACUCAUCAAUGACAACACCCCUCUGGUGUGAGUGCAGUCCUCUGUCCACCGGACACAGCCUUGGUCUGCCUGCAGGCUCUGUCGUUCACCAGCUGGACCUCUCUUAAUCCAAAGGUGGGCUCCUCCUGAGCGCAGGUUUCCUUGGAACCCACCUCAGUGUCGGUUCUGCGUGUCUACCCGUCACAUUGUAUCCCGUCACUAAUCUGGUAAUUUCCUGAGUCUUGCUGGAAGAUGAACAGAUACCCUACUGCUUCAAUCUAUGCUACAUCUCCAUGCUAAUGCCCUCUUCAUGUUUAACAUACACAGACAGAGAAUGUGUUGGCAAGCGCAGACCUUCUCAUUUUCCCCUUUUUUGUUGAUUUCAUUUUUUGUUUGGUUAAACUCAUCUUAUUAAAUGGACUUGAGGUCUGAACUGGCAGUCCUGCCUUAUUUUCCUCAUAAUUUCUCUCAUGACUCAAAAACAACCACAACUGCUGUGCAUAUUGCCCUGUUGCUAGGCAGUGUACAGGAUUUAUUUUCUUGCAUACCCAGCUUUUCUUCAACCUCCUGCUUUACAGUCCUAUUUCACUCUGAUUUUAUCCAACAGUUUAAAGCCACUGAUGUGUCUUACCCAUUUCUCCUCCAGCAGCCGCUUGUUUGUAGGGAGAUCUCAGGCGAGUCCAUUACGGACUGCUGUGGGGUGACGCAGCUCAAGGAAGAACAUUUAUGAUCAUUUCUUUAUGGAAAUGCAAUCAGAUCAAGACGAUAAGGCAGAAGAACUACUGCAUCUGCAGUGCAAAAUGAUUAAUAUGGUGAUUAUUACUUCAAGAAAAUGAUAAAGUAAUGAUCAUAAAUGUAUAUUUAUGUGUAAAUGUGUGUUGCUAUCGUGCGGUCGUUACUAAAGUUGGUAAAACUAGAGAAGCAAGCGGUUGGCAACAAUUAUCUCUCGAGGGGGAUUCUAACUCGGUGUUUGACCCUAAAUUCAUUUUAUGCCAGAAUAUCGCUUUAAGCUAUUAGACCAAGUUUAAACUGAGUUUGAAGAGUGAAAAAUACCAAAACAAGCCAAAUCAACCUUGUUUUCUCUUUCUAAUAAUGAUAAUGCAGCCUUAGUCAUAAAGUCACUCUUAGAGACUUUACUUUUUUUCCAGUCCUGAGUCAUAAACAAUUUCCAAACAGUCUGUGGAAGCAUCAGUAUCAAUACAGCAUGAGGAAAUGUGUGAUUAGUAUAAGUAUUUGUGUCCUGAGCCUUCAUGUUCCAAAGAGAGAUUUGGUGAUAAUGCAGCGUUAGCAACAGAUCAGAUCAAAUGUGUUGUGUAGUGGCAACAGGAUCAUUGUUUCAUCAGUCACACUGUCAUAGGGCCUGAGUUCCUGCCACAGUUUCCCCCAGCAGAACCACGAGCUGCAUUCGCAUUUUUUCACCCCAAUUCUGAGUGAUUGACAAAAUGAUCCUCUAACUCAGCUGUCCCACGAAACGUGUGCCCGUCUUAUUCAGUUAAGGUUUUAUUAGUAGAAACAAAGUGUGUCCAGUCCUGUAGGAGUCCUGCCAAUGGUCUCAUGGAAGCACACAUGCUUACAGUUGGCUUCAGCCUUUUCCUGCCAGCUGCUCACCAUGAAAUAUUAAAACAGAACAGAGCAGUGGAGGACUUACUUGCCUCUGCACACUUGCGUGUACUUUGUAGUUUCUGAAUAAUUAACAUUGAAGUAUACUGUCAAAUUUUUGGGAAUGUCAUAAAACCGGACUGAGGACUUGAUUUGGUCCUGUCACUUUUCACUCACUGGCAUGUGUAAUGAGGAACAGACAGUAUUCUUUUAGGUUAAGUGUAUUUGUGUUGCACAGUGAAGAGAGACGCUACUUAUUUGUUAAUCAAAGCAGCUUUGGCACCAAGCUGUAAAACUGCAUCCCUCAUUUCUACAGGCAGCCUCAGCCUCAUUGAAUAAACUUCAAAAAGUAUGUUGACUAACUUCAGGAGAGCUUGCGCUCAAUGUGUGUAUUUGUGCGUGUGUAUUUGAUGAGAGGGAGGCCAACUAGGUCAUCCGUGGUCAGUGAGGACAUACUUUUAGACUUCUGAGUUCAACAAUCUGGCAGAUUGGCCGUCCAAAUGAUGAACUCUGAGUUUCCAUCAACAGGCCUUAAACCUAAAAGAUUUUCCAUACUGCUAAAACGGCGCUACUGAGUUAGCUCCUUUGGUUUUUCUUGCCUUUUUCUUAGAUACUCACUCUGCUGUGGAUUUUACCAGCUGAAACAGAACAGAAGAGAGUGGAAAGUUUCUCCGUUGUUGCGCACAUGAUUUAUUUAUGGCUAACUAUCCCAUCUGCAUUCUGACAUUAUAACAAGAUUAACAUAGAAGCCAUGCGCACACACGUUUCCUCUCAAUCAGUCUGUGUAUUAGUCAUUUCAUGUUUUCCUCAGCAGGAAAUCUGCUUACAGAUUUCAGUUCACGCUCAAGGUAUGUAGCGAGCGGGAGAGAGCGACUUCCCUCUCUUCAUCCUGCUUCACAAUACGGCUCACAGACUGUACAGCAGAUGGAUGAGAGCUUCAGCACAGUGUGAUAUUUCAGAUUGCUUGGUGAAGACUUCAGACAAUUGCACAAUCAUUUUUUUUCUCGACUGUACCGCACACAACCCUUUUGUUUUGGCAUAUUUGUUUACAUUUGAGUUUUACACCUUUAAACUAAGGCUGACAAGGUGUCUGUGAUAUGUGAAAACAUCCAUAUCAACUCAACUGUGAGCCCGUGUGUGUUUAUGUUUUACAGGGGGGUAGUUAGCUGACAGCUGUCUGCAGAAAGUAUCUUAAGCUUUUCUUACCCAAGGGGCUUUGCUGUUUAUGUGCAUUCUAAGUAGUAGUGUAUUUUAAGGGCCAUCCCAGAAAGCCUUCCCUCUCGGCGAGUUUGCGAGGAGAGUACACUGACAGGCAUCCCUGGGUGUGUGUGUGUGUGUAUGCGCACGUGCGUACAUGUUCUUGGAUUCCUUGUGGCAGAUGAGCUCUCUCUGGUCGCCUCAGGCUGUUAGAAUAAACACAGCGGUGGAUAAGAAAAGCCCACAUCCUGUCAGUGUGAGACAGAUCCAUUAAAAUGUUAACCAUGAUAAUAUGACUCUUGAGAUAUAAUGCGAGGUGGUUUUUGUCUCUUUUGGAGGUUGAGUGGUCAAACUGUGAAACUAAAGACACGGCUGUAUUUCUGCUUGAAUAUAAACUACAGACAGAUCUAACAGAGUCCCUGUAGGUAAAGAGAGAGAGGGAGGGAACAGGAGACUGGACCAGGAUGAAAAUGAGAGCUGAGAUCUGUUGUAAAGCUGAAGCCAGAGCAGGGAGGUAAAGGGAGGGGAGCAAGACAAGGAUCCAGAUGUGAGACAGCCGCACUGGCUGCCUGUUUACAUUUCUCAGCUAACAGGAGUGUAUUUUUAACCUUUGCCUGUUUUUGUUCUGUCUGCAGGUGCUGGAGAGUCUGGGAAGAGCACCAUUGUGAAGCAGAUGAAGUGAGUGACUGUUUAUUGUUCUGUCUUUCCUUCAAUCAUCCUUAACAUAUGAACAGAUGUUUGUUAGUAUUGUCCUAAUAACAUACAUGCUUUCCAGUACAUCAUUCUGGUGUAACUAUGUACCUGCCUGUGGCCUUUUUCAGGCUCAAACCGUCUCAUUUGUGAUUUAUUAAUUUAGUAAAUUCUAACUUCUGUUAACCACCUCUCUUUUUGAGGUAUUAAGCAACCAAUGCAAUGAGUUAUAUUGGCUCUUUUAUCAACAGCUACUGCAGAAAAGAUUAAUAUUAGCAUUAAUGCAACAACACUAGCCACGUUUACAUGUGCAAAAUUUCUUGAUCCGAAUAAUAGUUUAAGGGAUAAGAUAAUCUGAAUCCAUUGUUUAUAUGGGUGCAAAUCAAAUAAUCUGAUCAUGACGUGCGUAUACAGUACAGGCCAAAAGUUUGGAAGCAAGGCCAUUACAGGCCGAACAGUCGGGAGUAACUUCAAGUUUUUGUUCACAAUGCUUUUUUUCAAAUCCAGCAUGAGUUUUAUGUAUUUUGGGAUGUAUUUACUCCAUGAUCAGAUGUUGCUUUCAUGGAAAUGCACCAUUUUGCUCCAUUUACCUUUAGAUAUACAUUGAUGUUAACAGACCAUUGCUAAAUAUGUCAGCAAAAGAUAAUAAGGGCUUAGUUUAAGGGUUGAAAACAUUUGCAAGAGUCACAACUUCAGUGCAAAAGCAAAAAAACAAAUCACAGUUGGAAUAUUCACUUAAACUUUUUGGCUUUUGAGAGUCUGCCUACAAAAAUCCUAAUCAAUCUCAACUGCGUUCAAACUACCCCAAAAAUGGCUAGAAAGAAGCAACUGAGUAAAGAAACAAAAAGUACAGAUUUGUACAUUGAGGAAAGAAGGAUACACAGAAAGAGAAAUUGCAAAAUGCCUAAAGGUGUCUAACAAAGGAGUCCACUACACUCUGAAGAGACGAGAGGAACCUGGAAGUUAUGAUGAUAGAAAAAGACCUGGACGAAAGAGAGUUGAUACAAAAGCGAAGAAACAUAGCAUUGUAACCAGUAAGAGAGAUCGGCGAAAGACAGCACCACAAAUAAGAGAGGAAAUCAACAUGACAAGGUCGAAACCCAUAUCUCUGACAACCGUGAAAUGACGUUUGAGAAAGGCUGGUCUGAAGGGUUGUGUAUCUGCAAAAAAACACUACUUUGUCCACAGAACAAGAAAAAGAGAUAUGAGUGGGCAUAAGCUCACAAAAAUUGGACUUAUGAUGACUAGAAACAAGUUUGCACUGUUUGGUUCAAAACGCAGAGUCUAUGUCCUCAGACAAACUGGUGAACGUCUGAAAGCACGUUCAUUCAGCAUGGAGGUGGUAGUUCCAUGGUAUGGGGAUGUUUUGCAGGUGAUGGAGUAGGAGCUUUGUUUGAAAUAAAGGGUAUCAUGAAGAAGGAACAGUACCAUUCUGUCUUCCAGCACCAUGCUGCUCCAUCUGGACUCAGACUUGUGGUUCAUAAGUUUGUUUUGCAGCAAGACAAUGACCCUAAGCACUCUGCCAAGCUCUGUCAGGGUUACCUAGACAAAAAUAAGAGGAAGGUGUUCUUCAAAAGAUGGUUUGGCCCCCUCAGUCUUCAGACCUUUCUCCAAUUGAGCUUGUGCGGGAUGAAUUGGAUCGAUCGGUCAGAAAAACGCAUCCCACGAAUCAGCUGUAUCUUUUUAUUGAACUUAAGAAUCCCUGGAACAUACCUUAAAAAACUUGUGGAACGAAUGCCUGGUAUAUGCCAAGCUGUUGUUAAAGCCAGAGGAGGUUACUUUAAAGAAAGCAAAGUCUAAGCAACAAUAAGUCAAAUACCUAAUAAUUAAAGUCAAAAUGUCUUCUGAUAAGUUACUCUUUACACAAUAGUCAUGUUUAUUGUGUUGCAAAUUAUAUAUAUGAAACUAUGAUCUUUUUAUAUAUGAAAAUCUGAUCUUGCUUCCAAACUUUUGGCCUGUAGUGUAUGCAACAAGUUUUGGUCAGAUUAGAAGCAUUUGGACAUGCACAGAGUUGUCCGAUUUUGCUGAAACAACCGCAGAAGAAGAGUUGUAUUUCCGCCUGUGUUGACAACAAACCUACAAACGUGGUGGUGGCUCAUUCCAUCCAAAUCAGGAUUUUUUUCCCCUGUUAAAUGUUGUCACUAGAUGGCGCCCUUGCAUACUUAUUUUACUGUUCUGUCAAAGGUCCCACUGUGCGUGCAGAUGUGACCACAUUACGCUGUAUGUACGCCUUGUUAUGUUAUCAGAGGUGGAGACACGGCACCUGGUUGUGUUUUAUGCCAGAGAUACUAAUGAAACCUCCUGUACUGGCCUCAAAAAUAAUUAAGCCAAGGGUUAAGAUUGAAGAUCAAGUCAGGUAAGAGAAUCACGAUCAGAAUAAGUGUUUACAUGGAUGCGUUUCGGAAUAACGAUCGGCAUAAACAACCCCUCUCGAUCGGAAUACAAUUUCUUUCUGAUUGAGCCAAAUUGGAUCAGAAUCUCCCGAUCGUUAUGUUUACAUGACGCAUUUUCAUUCCAAUAGAGUAUUAUUCCGAUUAUUUGUGUCCAUGUAAACGCAGCUAGUAUCACAUAAAAAUCAAAUACUGACAGGAACCUCUUGACCUUCAUACACUUCACUCAGUGUUUAAAUGCAGAAUUUUCCAUUUCCUGGAGGAUUUUACUGUGACAUGUGUACUUAAGAAUCUGAGCACCUCCUCAAUCAUUACUACACCCCUCUGAAAAGUACAAUCGUCUAGCCAGCUGAUUAUGUGAGUUAUAUGCAGUUUGUCUGAGUUCACUUGGCACUCCUUAGAUUGAAGCCAUCAGGCUUAAUAUAGGCCAUUCACAGGUAAUAUGCCAUAAACAUUUAUAACUAGAGCUGUAUGGAGGAGGGAAACAACUGUUGGAUGAUGGGUCGCUUCUAUAAGGUUACCUCCUAAAAGUGGUCGAAAUUGAUUUUGGAUGUGUGCAAUCUAGAGUCAAGCGUAUUAUUAUUAUUAUUAUUAGUAGUAGUAGUAUUUUUUAACUGUCUUUAAACUUUGCUGCAAAUGUUGGAAUAAGCAAUAAACACUGAAGUAUCAUUUUUUCUUCAUUUCUAGAUUUCAAAAAACUGAACUCUGUCAUCUGCACAGAUUUUCAGUGUGUAUGUGCUAUAUUCUGUUUUUUAUCUCUUCAUUGUAACUUGAUUGAGCAGUUCAAUCAGCUUGAACAAUUAGCAAACGGAGAGUACAUUUUCCAAGACCAAAAUCCCAUAAGGGAAACUUUACGUGUUGUUUUAGUGUUGUUUUGUGAAGGAGAAGUGAGUCUCUAAAAUUUCAGUUGAAUCAUUUCAAAUCGUUUCCAACUGAAGAAAAAGUUUGAUAUAAUGAAGCUCACACUUUCCUCGUUAAGAAGGACUUUAAUGGCAAAUUGUCUCAAAACAACACUCGUCAACAACUUCACUUUGGAAGAUGGAGCUAAAUAUGACUUUUCACAGUUUACACAUGGAUAAACAUUCUGCACUUUUACCUGUCACUGCACAGACGAAAGCAGCCUGACCUACCUCUCAAAUACAAAGCUCUCUCAAAUUGCGCAAUGUGCAUAUCAGUGAAUAUCGACAAGCUUUUGGGGUUUUUCCUUUAAAGCACACAUUCAAUCCCCCACAUGUACUCUGUGAAUGCACACUGUAUCAAUCAAUAAGUCUUUAUUUGUAUAACACUUUUCAUACAAAGAUGAUGUAGCUCAAAGUGCUUUACAUAGCAGAGGAAAAAAAAGAAACAAAGAAUACCCUGAUCUACCCAAACCCAAACCCUCAUUCCCACCCUGCGAUCUAAGAACAACAGAAACAUGUAUUAAAAUGCAUGAACUCGAAAAGGGCUUGAUUUCAUUGAAACAGGAAAGUGCGCCCUGAAGAAACACAGUUUUAAGAGAAGGAAACACUGGAGGUUAGGUUAUAAUCUAAAAACAGACUAACACAAAAUGAAAUUUAAGAAAAAACAAAUAAAAUGAAAUAAGAACAACAUUAAAAGAUAUUAAAAUAAGAGCAUCAAAAUAGCUCAAUAAAAGAUGAUCCUGUCAUUAAAACUAGAAGAGAUAAAUGGUAAAACACUUAAACAAGGUUAAUGAUGUAAAAUUUGGUUAAAAGGGAGACUAAAAAGGUUUGUUUUGAGUUCGCUUUUAAAGUCAUUAAGAUUAGGUGCAGUAUACGUACACCAUUUAUUCAGUACACAAAAAAAGGGAAUAAGUCGGCAUAUUACUCGUCUGUGUCUUUAUUCAAUGAAAUUUCACUUGUUAUUGAAACCUUUUUAACUAAAGGCUAAAGUUGAAGGGCACAACAUCAUUUUCUUCUCCUCUGUCCGAGGAGCAGGAGUGAAUUCUUUCGUCUCCCUAAAAAUAGAGAACAAACAUAACUCAUAUGAAAGCCCUCAUUCCCAGACUAGACUCCAGAGUUUUUUAGAGCGGCAGGGCACACUGAAACCUGUUUUUUUUUUUUUUUUCAGUGCUAUGUUUAGAAUUUUUUCAUGAAUCACUCUGAUAAAGGCAUCAUUCUGGCAAAGAUAAGAAAUACCACAUUGAUGAGAGGGUAUUUGUAAAUGACGAGUAGUUGAAAAAAAUAAGUUCGAAUGAUAGGACUGAAUCAUUAAUUGACUAAAAAUGUCUACCUGCCCUGACAAAAAACAUCCAAAUAUUAAAAAAAAAAUAUUUAUUGUUAAAGAUGCACUUUUUAAAAGCACUCCACAUGCAAAAGUAAAAUUUUAUGCACAGUGGGGUCUCCAAAUGCAGGAUUUGUCUCAGUCAUUACUCCAUUUUUGCAGUACUUAGCUUUCAUUCACAAAUCUGGUCGAUCCCCAGCCUGCUGUGUAAUGACACAGAUCCACAUUCAGGUGUAGAUUCAGGACUCAGUGUCAAAAACACUUAUUCAGGGUGUUUUGAGCUUCUCACUGUGUUCGAUUAAGUUUUACAAAUAGGACUCUUAAUACACUCACAUGGUGAACCUAUGUUUCAGUGCAGAAUUAAAAUAGAUGGUCUGAUUCUCUGAUAUUCUAAAAAAAAUAAACAGAUAGGUACCCAUUGUGCCAGAAUUAUGCAAGAUUAAGAUAACGAUUGCUGUCUUUGUAAAUUUUCAAAAGUGAGUUUUAGGAAAUUAGCAGCAGCAAUGUUUGGCUGAAGGGGAAACACUGAGUGUUUUCAAUUCUCGAGGCUGUGGCUCACAGUGCUUCACAGUGGGCUCACUUGCAUUUUAAUGAUCUCCCAUUCAGCACAUCACACAUCCAGUGAGCAUUGUGGCUGCAUGACUCUGCUCUCUGUGCUGUGACAGGCCAGGGGAGAUGGCUCUGUUUGGCAUGUAGCCCAGCGGCCCCACGCUUUUUUUUUUUUUUUUUUUUUUUUUACACCACAUGCCGUCUCUCUCUCUUUUAGUCUGAUCCAAAACUGAGCAAAUAUUUGUUCAAGUGACCACUCGGUGAGGGUUACGAAAACAGCUGCAGUUUCUCCGUAAGACAAGCCAGCAGUCAUGUGAUCACAUUCAUGCAGGACUUGAUCAUAUUUAAUGGAUUUAAUGAUUUAUCACCUUUAAGUAACAUUUUAGAUAAAAAAACAGGCCACAAUUUUCUUAAUGGUUGAAAGUGUUUGAUUACUUUGACAGCUGUGGCAAUACGUCACUUUUCAGAUGCGUUUUUUUUUCCCAAAGGUGACCAAGAAUUCUUUCUUAAUAAUGUGAGGGUUUAAACAAGACAAAAAAAGUGGAAUUACACGUGUAAAUUAUGGUGCACAGAUUCUGUAAUCGUGAUAGUUUUCUUGUCAGAAGCAUAAAAAACAAUAGAUGCAAUACAUAUUUGGUGCGUUCGAAAAGAAUAACUUUUAUUUAUGUAUAUAUAUAUGUAUAUGUAUGUAUAUAUAUAUAUAUAUAUAAAGAAUCGAAUUCUUUAAAAACAAAGAAAUUGUAAUGCACAAAAAGUCAGUCAGUACGCUUACAUGACACUUGAGAAAACUGAAUUAUUGCCUUACUUCGAUUAAGAUGACAACUAAAGUGCAUGUAAACACCUUAGUCCAACUAUAAUCGGAGUUUAAGAACUCCGAUUGGAGUCUGAGAACUCCGAUUAAGACACCCAGAUAAUGCGAUUGAAAUUCGAUUUUCUCUACCAUGUAACCAGCGUAGUCGAGGUAUGGUUGGACAAUGCAUUUUGCGAAUUUCCCAGUUUGGGAUCAAUAAAGUAUAUCUAUCUAUCUAUUUAUCUAUCUAUCUAUCAUUUGCACGUGCUGCACACCCCCGUAACCCCUAAACAAAAACACCAGAGAAGAAGUGGCAGAGAGGAAGAAGUAGCACAUACAUCAUGUACGACAAAAACAACGCUGUACGAUGCUCCGUGUUCUUGCUUGAAAAUGCCCAGCAGCAGUGGUAGCCACUUCUGCCUUCUGGCACAGACCUGCUGUUGUUGUUGACAGUUGUAUGGGGUCGAAAACAGCGCCACUGAAAAGUCCCAUAUCGCCUCCUAGUUUUGGGGAGGAGGACAUGUUCACGACAAUAAUUCGAUUUUCUCAGCUGCAUUUAUACACGGACAAGGAGAGAAGUCCAAUUUGGCGAAAAAAAAAGAAUAAUCGAUUAGUCUGAUUAAGCUGUGCAUGUAAACGCAGUGAGUGUUAUCCAAAAGAGUACAGGUGUUUUACUUUUACAAUGAAAUUUGAAAUUCUUUCAUUGUGACAGGUCUCACAGUUUUUGUUGUGUCUGUUGAUAAAAGGUACAAACUUUAUUUUUUUACUUUAAACACGUUACAGAAAUGAGAAUGCAAUUUUCAGCCAGAGUUUGAGUUGUUGCAUUUAAAAACUAUGAUUUCACCUGAAAUGUGUUUUCUCUUGCUCUGCCCCCUCCCUCUGUCCUUGUAUGUGUUCUCUCUCUUUAGGAUUAUCCAUGAAGAUGGAUACUCAGAAGAUGAGUGUAAGCAGUACAGAGCAGUCGUCUAUAGCAACACCAUCCAGUCCAUCAUGGCCAUCAUUAAAGCCAUGGCUAACCUGAAGAUCGACUAUGAGGACUCCACCAGAGCAGUAUGUAUCUCAUUAAAAUAAAAAUAAAAAACAUCAAAGUUAAAAUCAUCACCGUCUGCUGCAGGAAUGGGAAAAUGAAAGGAUGUCUGAAAUUUAACAGAAAUGACAGCCUUGGUUUUAGGAAAGAACACUCAAGUGUCUGAUUAUUUCUCUGCUUUCUGACACUUGUUGGUAGUAAUAGGAAGCAGGUUAAGGUGACAACAAAACUAUAUGUAAACCUUAAGUCAUGUGUAUUCUUGCUGCACUCAGGUCAGUGAUUUCAUCUCCUCUCAUCAACACUAAAGCUCUGCCUCCAUCCUCACCACCAUAUCUAGCCUGGAGGGUUUGAGUCUGCAGAAACUGCAGCUCAAGAAUUUCUCUGGAGAGCAGUGUGGCAGUUUCUACUUUAAAAUCAACUCUGGGUAGCAGAUGCUUAAGAUGGACUCCUGCAGUGCUGUGUAUUUUCUCUUUUGGCUUUCGUACGUGUGCGUUUGAGUAUUUGUGUACGCUGCAAAACGUUACAGUAAAGGACUGCUUUUCAACAAAUGGAGACUGCCCGGGGAGACGAUAAGAUCACAGAGAGAAAAUUCAGGCAUUACUCAUGAAAGGAGAAAAUUAAAUCCCCUUCUUUUCCUGUGAAGCAUCACCCGAAUGUGAUUCAUAAAUUCUGUUUUCACAGAUCAUUUGAAGAAAAAAAACAAACUCAGUAUCUUUGGUUAUAGAGGAUGAAUCAAUCUGUCAGCUCAUGCAUCAAAGGGAAUAUGAAAGGCUGCUGUCUGAACUGAGAGGACACAGAGUAAUAGAGGCAUCUGUGCGCCUUUUAUACAGUCCGAUAAUUCAAUUUCACACUGUAUAUUUCUUCAGCUCACACAGCAGCUCUGUGUCAUGUGUAGUGGACAAGGCUACUACGCUUGAUGGAGUCACCAAAAUGUGUGUUCAACAAUGCAAGCAAUCAUAUUUUUGCACCCAGGAUAGGUCAAGUCUUACUCUGCAGUUUCUGUUCAGCUUCCUCCUCACUUCAGAGUUGUUGGGUAAACACGUUUUAUGUGAAAAGAUCAUUCUGAAGAUCCUGGUAUCUGUUGAGUUUUCUCUGCCAAGGUAGCUCCCUCGGCAUGAGAGCAAUUCAUGACCUUUUUUUAAAAGACACAUUUUUCUGCACAGCCUUCAGGAAGCUUUGACUAUCCGGAUAAACAUUACAGGUGUCAUUUAAAAAGGUAAUUUUGAAGGAGGAGGCACAGUCAGCAUCCAGCAAUUUUCUUACAGCAGCGUGUGGCUAAACUGGUUCGUCUGUUUGUGUGUACACAAAGACCAGGGUGCUUUCAUUGUCUGCCAGCCAAAAAAGGAGUUGCUGCAAAAUAAUACUAACUCCUGGUUCUGUGACUGCUUAGAUAUUUUCUCUUAAAAUGCCGGCUUUCACAUCAGAAUUUGAUCAUUCACCUAAAACAUUUUGAUUUUAAACAGGGCCAAACUGAGGUGAUCUAGUUUUCUCGAAACUUUUUGGCUGAACAUGAAACAAAAUUAGAUUUGAAACAUGUAGGUUCCAGUUUUUGUCUCUUGCAUUAUGCUUUGAAUUCUCACUAGGCCUCUUGUUGUUGAAGAGACGAGUUCAAAAACAGAAUUUUAACUAAUGCCUUGGUUGAAUGUGUUCAGUCGCUCUGUUGUGCAUGUAAAACAGGAUUUGAAUAACUACCUGCUGGUACACAGUAGGUGGCUGCUGGUCUUGAAGGUCAGCUAAUGGUUAACUAAUGCAUGAAAGUCUGCUCUCAAUAGUUAACAUCAAAAGUUUAUGCUAGACCUUGUUUAGUGUCAAACAUGAAGGUGAUGUUUGCAGAGGACGAUGCCCUUUAUACAAACUCCAACCUACAUUAGUCAGCUGUUAGCUUUGGGACUGGCUAUCCAAGCUCUCAUUUCGAUGGCUGUGCUGCAGCUUAAAUAGUUAAAAUACUUGAAAAUGAGAUGUUGUAGUUGGCUGUUUACAUAACAGUCUGGAUAAAAAUAACAGAUUAGACUUCAUGUUUUGAGAAACUCUUCCAUCACCAGAAUUUUUGGAGUUAAGAUGUGUCAAAGUGUGUAAAUAUAAUGCUGCGUUCCAGUUACCUCGGAAGUCGGAUGUCGGAGUUUGGAAUGGAGUUGACAGCGUUCCAGUUAACAAGUCGGAAAACCAAGAUGGUCGCCUACAGUUACCACUUGUUAGCUGUUGUUUACAGCUGUUGUUAGUUGUUGUUAGCAAUACCAGUUCUAAACAACGCACAACAGUUACAAACACCAUAGCACCGUGUUCACAGUUAGACGUUGGGCAGUUCAACAUAAACCACGCAUUUAAUUUCACAAAAACAAAACAGAAGUGCUAAUAAAUAAAACAUUACGAGAGAUUUCACUGUUACUCUUCAUUGCUGAUGCACUGCGCUGCCAUCUUGGAUUAUGACGUCGUCAAGUCGGGGUUGGUGAGGAUUUGGAGCUCGAAAAUUCCAACUUCUAAGUACAACUGGAACGCAGCAUUAGUGUGCAGAAUCAAGCAGAAUUUUACAGAACAGACUGACGUUAUUGGGUUUUUCCCUUCAUAUCUACAUAGGAGAAAGUCCCCCUCGAAGAAGGCCAUAACUGUGUCUACAAUAGCAGUGAAUAGUAACAUUAUGUAAAUCCUCUAAUAACAACUGGUAAUCAAUCUGCUGCUGGGCCCCGUAUUAUGAUUGGCAUCAUGGCCUUUAGCAGUAAAUAAAGGUCAGCGCUCAAUUAUCGGCCACUUUCAUGUUUCUGUUUGUUUAUGAUAAUCAGUCGCCAGCUAUUCAGUCCAGUUACAAUAACAUCAGGACUUGGAGUGAACUACUUCAGAUCACAGACCGUCUUUGUUCUGUUUGCUCCAUCUUUCUGUUUGAGAUAACUAACUGUCAGCACCUGAACUCUCUGCUGCUCAGAGCUGCGCACCAUGAGCUCUCAUCCUGACAGGACCAAAUUCUAUCCACAUUAAGUAUCUGUUUAGCUGAAUGGAGACAUCCUUACCAUUUUAUUCAAGAGUCGAUUUAUGACAGAUGUGAUAAAUUUUACUGUCUCUAUCUGUCUUACUUCCUCAAGUGUGCUAGCAAAAAAGGAGCUUGUUUGAGAAUAAAUCAAUAGAUACUGUGUUAUGCAUAAAGGCACAGGCUGUUUCUGUAUGUUGAGCUGCAUUAAUAUCAAAUCAUGUGCCCUGAAAAGAGACAUGUUUUUCUUUCUAUUAUUAAACAAACAUUUUCUCAUGCAACUUCUGCAACUUUGAAAUGCUGCAGAUUAAGAUUCCUGAUUUAGUGGAAAAACAUCCAAGCCAUGUGAACUAAAUGCAGUCCUGCUGGGUCAAAACGAUGUUUGUGGUGUGAGGAAAAACAAUAAGAGUUAAUGAAUGUAAGGUAAUUGUUCCAUCUUACAGCACGUAUGAUUGUGUCUCUUUUCUCUUCAGGACGAUGCCCGCCAACUGUUUGCCUUGUCUGCAGCAGCAGAGGAGCAAGGCAUCCUGCCAGACGAUCUGUCCAACGUCAUCCAGCGACUGUGGGGUGAUGGUGGAGUCCAGAGCUGCUUCACACGGGCCCGAGAGUACCAGCUCAAUGACUCUGCUGCUUAGUGAGUGCCUUAGGAACAAAAAAUAACACUCAGAUUAUUACAGUACAGAAAGCUUCAUGAACAGACUUUCACUGAGUAAACAACGUUGGAAAAAAGGAGCUAGGAUACGACAGAAUUAGAAUCAAAUUAGUGGUGCAGUACAAAUAAUAUUGCACAGUAAAUAUUGUGUCUCUGCCUUUUAUGCUAACACCAUACUCUCCAGUUAAAAUAAUGAGCAGCCACGCAGCAAAGAUGUACCUGUUAUGUUUAACCAGUUUCUUUCCCUUUCAAGACCAGUCGCUUUGCUAAUCAGCAACAACACAGCGACCUCAGCCUCUUUGUGGAGGUCUUCAUUACCUCUGUUACCCUCACGUCUGAGCGCUCCCUUUGUCGGCCUCAUAGUCAUAAUGUUACAAUGUAAUAACAAGGAGAGCAUGAGGUAAUUGUGCGAGGUGAGAGGUGGUUAUCACUUCAGUUCUUGAGGGGGUGUAUACUGCCAAAAUAUGCACUCAUAGAAAAAAGAGCCCCGCACAUUCAGCUGCCUCACGCUGCAGCUGGAAUCAAACUUACUGAUUUCAGUUUUAUACACGCGUCCUGUGCUAAUGCUCUAACACCUGCAGAAUGGGCUGUGAACUGUCAGGGGGAGGAUUCAGGGUUUCGCCAAUGAUUGCUUUGCAGUGAAGGUACUAUUUAACUACUAAAGGGAGUCACAGUUUUCCUCUGUUUGUGUUGGCCUCUGGGUUCAUUAUUCUCCACCUCCACCUCUGCCUCAGACCUCCUGUUAAAAACCAAAGGGGCCUAGAAUUAUGGUGCCAGUGCUGAAAAUAACUAUAGUGUGACCAUGUUUUAUUAUUGCUGUUGUGGAGUGUUGAGAUGGUCAGUUGCUAUGAGAGCACUAAAUGAGUCUGGCAGUGGACCAUAAUCCAUGUCUGAGCACCUGCUGAGAGCCAGAAAGAGAGGAAGGAAAGAUAGGAACUGAAAGAGAGAGAAAAAGAGAGAGAAAAAGAGAGAUGGGCGGCCUGGCACACAUUAACAUAGACCUUCCUCUUCUCUCGCUCAGGUUUGAUAGAAAAGGACAUGUUCGUUACACUCUGAAUAUAAUGGAUCAGGCUUCCAUUAUUGCGCUGUAAUUGUUCUGUGUGCAAGAGUAUUUGCUGGCUUAUUACAGGUCCAAACUCAACGCCAGAUGUUCAUCAACACUUAUGAGAACAAUCAACAAUAUGAAAAGGCCUAAAAUCUCAAAUCAAAGCUUGUAAAAUAAUUAUUUUGCCGCUGAUGAUCCUUUGUUGCACUACAGUGAAGCACUUUUUCAUAAUAGAAUGUAAGCCCCACAAAUUCAAUUAAUCUUCAAGGCUUAUAAAACCUACCGGCCAAACCAGCGGUGUCACACUAUCUGAUGUGCAGACUACAAAAGCAGGCUCAAACCUCACUGGGGAGCAGGAUUAUGAUUAAACUGUCAGACACGUGGCUACCAGCAGUGAUGCAGAGGCUUGAAUAUCUACACUCAGGCUGUGGUUUGUCUGGGAUUACUAACACUUUGUUAUAAAAUGCAGCCUCUUUUAUGCUGCUGAAUAUUGUGAUGAAAGAUCAGCUGGCUUUAAGCCAGGAACGUUGUGUGUGUGUGUGUGUGUGUGUGUGUGUGUGUUCAGGAAUUUCAAGCUGUUAUGAAUGUGUUGAAAAGUGAGAGUGUUUUAUUUGCACAUACAAGGAUACACUCCUUUAUGACGGAGUAUUAGGGUUACAUAGAGAAAAAUAAAUUGAGACUUCAAAAUUAAUGUCCUUAAUGUACGAGAAUAAAGUCAUUACUGACGAGAAUAAAGUCGUAAUAAAAAUCAUUAUGAUACUUAUGAUAAUGUGGUGCUGAUGUGCCGAAAGAGUUAUUAUUUCCUUGUUUGAGAAACUUAUAUUGAAGUACAUUUUCACGAAAUGCUCCAUGGCUCUCAUUUCAGCAACUGUCAUCCUAAACAACAGGUUAGAAUAUAAGGACUUUAUUCUCGUAAGUGAUGAUUUUAUUACGACUUUAUUCUCGUAAUUACUUUAUAACGACUUUAUUCUUGAUAGUAAUGACUUUAUAUUCAUUAGUAAUGACUUUAUUCUUGUAAGUUUACAACUUUAAUAUUGAAGUCUUAAUUUUUUUUCUUAAUGUGGCCCCAAUACUCUGUUGUAGAUAAUACAAAAUGUGGACACAAAAAGGGACAAUCUCUCAAAAUAGGCUAUUCUAUCAGCAGAUUUAAAGAAAAAGGCCCAUGUCUUUUAAGAUUUGUUCUUAAAGAUUGGAAAAGACUGUCAUCUUUUACGUCACUGAUGUCUUAAACUGGGCCAAUAAAUGAGUUUUGGUACCAGUAUUUGAUCUGUCAGUACUGGGAGAACCAUUAAGCUGAUGGACAAACAGUGCUACUGUUGGUAUUUACCACUAAUAAUCCGCCUUCAUAAAGCACUUUUAAUACCUGCUGGUUGUCACCCUAACAGCCACCUUAUCAUCACUCAAUUAAAAGAUUUAAAAAGUUUUCAAAAUUUUCCAGACAUGUCAUGCAGACAGUUAACAGCUUACUAAAGGAAAUAAAUCCUAACCUCUAGUUUAUACUCUAUGGAUCCAGCUCAAAUGAAAUAUAAAGUAAUGAAAGAACAACUUAACAUUUUUGGUCCUUCCUAAUUGUAGUACGCUGUCACGUGGAACACAUCAUAUGGUACGCCCUAGAAAGUCUUUGUCUAAUUCAGAAGUAAACAAAAAAGAAAGUACAGUCACGAGAUGUAGUUUUCUAAUAUGUUUUAGAAGAGCAGACUCUGUAUCAACUGAUUUGAACAUUCUGUGUCUUGGAUUCAAGGCCAGCCCGAGGUCCAUCUUCGUCCACGCAGAGAACCAGCUGAGCUCUUUCACUUCACACUUGCACAGCACUCGAAGACCAGAGCUUUUACUUUGGUCAUGUGACGUUUUAUGUCUCUGCUUCUCAUCAGCUACCUGAAUGACCUAGGGAGGAUAGCCAAGCCAGAUUACAUCCCCACACAGCAAGAUGUGCUGCGGACCCGAGUGAAGACCACCGGCAUUGUGGAAACUCACUUCACCUUCAAAGAUCUGCACUUCAAGUGAGACCCCCAUCCCACCUCCAUGUUUUUUUUCACAAUCACACGAUACAUUAUUGUAUUGUCCACCUCACUGUUUCUUUCUACCUGUAAGAGCCCCUCUGGAGUGUCUCUUUAGCCGCUUAAAUGAUGUGUUUAAUAGCAGGGAUGGACCACCUUCACUACAAUAACAACCACCUCUGCUAGUAAACUUCCAAAAACAUUUUAAAAAUAAAAACACUGAUGUUUUCUUUUGUUUUGUUCCUGACCCCUUUGUGGCAUCAAAGCAAAAAAAAAGGUAGGUGUUGUCUCUGGAAAAAAAGGCCGUCAUUGGAGGAUUUUGUUAUCUGAAGAAAGGUUUUGUUUGCUCAUGAGUCACAUGUUAAUGUUCAGUCCCAAAGGUGUCAUGUGAGUUUGACAGCGCUGAGUUUCCCCUUUUUUAAAAGGUUGGUAGAGUUCACAGAAUAAAAAAACAUUUGUUUUUUAGCUUUGUGGGCUCCUUCUACAGAAGUUAAAGAGUUAAAGUGUCAAUUCAGGAACAGAUUUAGAGAAAAGAAAGAUGCUGUUCAAAUGGAAACUUAUUUUCACUAAGAGGGGAUUCACUAAGACAACAAAAAAAAUCUUGUUAUCCCACACAAACAGUUUGCAUGUUUGUUUAUUUGAUCUUUUUUUAGCUUAAAUGGCUCUCAGUCAUUCUCAGAGUGAAACAAUGUGGUAAAAGAAAUCAAACUUAUUAUUACCCUUUAGUUAGUCACUGUUUUCAGCCUUGCUUCCCAGAAAUUGUCUUAUUUUUUUCCCUUUGUUCAAACUUAAACAAUUUCCCUCUGUAAGAUAUGAGUUUGUGUGUGGGUUCGGGAAUAACUCCAAACACAUAAUUCUUAAUAUGGGACUGAGUCAUUUGUCACUUCUUGUAUUUUCUCAAACUACAAAAAGAUUUCUUUGUAAAUUUAAGAGAUAAAAAACAGACUUCAGCACUGCUUUGUCACAGUCGUGAGAAUGAAAAAGUGCCUGCUUUGUGUCCUUGUGUUACAUUCAGGUUUCAUAUCUGAAGUCUUGAUUUGUUUUAUUCCUUUUGUAGAGACAUAAACCAAAUCCAGCGAGCGCAUGUUUACCUCGAGCAGCCCCUCUGUGCUGCUCUACAGUGAUUUAUGUAGCCCCCGAAAGCAGUGCUGGGGAAUAAAGUAAACAUUGUGAAAGCGUGUCACUGUUAUACCGAGCUCUGCUUACUCAGCCCAAAGCUAGAUGUAUCCACAGACAUAAAGAUCUGCUUUAAUUAACCAAAAUCUACAAAGUUCAAAGUGUUUAGACGGAUGAAAAGAGUUUUUUUUUCUUUUUUUUUUAAGUGUCACAGUUGCCACGUUAACAUGGGCAAAGUUGAAAAAUUUGAGGGAUCGGAUAAUCUGAAUCCACUGUUUAUAUGGGUGCAAAAUCAAAUAAUCCAAUCAUGAUGUGCAUAUACAUGCACCAAGCUUUAUUCAGAUUCAAUGCAUUUGGACAUGCACAGAGUUGUCUAAUUUUGCUAAAACAACUGCAGAAGAAGAGUUGUAUUUACGCCUUUGCUGUCAACAAACCAACAAACGGGUUAGUGACUCACUCAAUCCGAUUCAGGCUGUUCCCCCCUGUUAAAUGGUGUCACUAGAUGGUGCCCUUGCUUACUUGUUUUACUGUUCUGUCAAAAGUUGCACUGUGCGUGCAGGUGUGACAUUAUUACGCUAUAUGUACGCCUUGUUAUGUUAUCGGAAGAGCAGGCAUGGUUAGGGUUAGGUAUUCGGAAUAACGAUUGGCAUAAACCACCCCUCUCGAUCGGAAUACAUUUUCUGUCCGAUUGAACUGAAUCUUACGGAUGGGAAACUUACGAUCGACAUGUUUACAUGACACAUUUUUAUUCCGAUUGGGCAUUUAUUCAGGUUAUUUGUGCCCAUAUAAACAUGGCUACUGAGAUGUUACAAAGAGUAGACUCUACCUCUAGCUGCAGUUCAGACCAGCUGACAUCUUAAACAUCUACCUACAAUACGUCUGUAUGAAGAAGUCAUGUAGUAAACCAGCAGCUUUCAGUCAUGUGUCACAGGGCAGGCUGAAGUUUACUGAUAACUCCUCAUGCUCGCACUCUCACACAAGAAGAUUAAACUGUAAAUAAAAAUAGAGUUGAGAUUAUGAUAAUCCUUCUCUAAACAAAGACACGCUGUUGUCUUUUAAAAGAGAGCAAAGGAACAGUACAGCAGUGAACACUUUCAUUCACAUAGUCAUAACAGACCGAGCAGGAUUGUUACUCAAGUAAACAAAACCUCACCCUAUUUUAAGGCCACAGUGUUACCACAGCAACUACAGCGCACUAAAAUGCCAACAAAUGCCAGGAAAAUGACAAGGCCUGUGCUGCAAAACACCCUGCCCUGAGGAGAGGAUGUGUCAGGCGUGUUUUCAGAGUAAAGAGGAGACAUGUUUCUAGAGGGAGACCUUGAAUUUUGCUUUGCUUGUCUAUCAGUGCGACAAAAUGUUGUUUCUGCGGCGCUCACUCCUACUGCUCUCUCAUAAAAGUGACACCUUUGCAUUGUGUGUGUGUGUGUCCCUGUAGGAUGUUUGAUGUCGGAGGCCAGCGUUCAGAGAGGAAGAAGUGGAUCCACUGCUUCGAGGGAGUCACAGCCAUCAUCUUCUGUGUGGCCAUGAGCGCUUAUGACCUGGUGCUGGCCGAGGAUGAGGAGAUGGUGUGUUGAAGCUUACCUUCCCCGGCAUGAUUUUAAAUGAGGCGGGAGGUUAAACUCAUUUCCUUUAUGUGCCCUAGUUAUGCUCUGUAAUAAUCUCUUUAUCUCCGUGUGUUUAUGCCCUUUUCCUGCUCAGAAUCGGAUGCACGAGAGCAUGAAGCUGUUCGACUCCAUCUGCAACAACAAGUGGUUCACAGAGACGUCCAUCAUCCUCUUCCUCAACAAAAAGGACUUGUUUGAGGAGAAGAUCGCCCACAGCUCUCUGACCAUCUGCUUCCCUGAGUACACUGGUACAGUCCCAACAUCUCAGAGCAAAUAUCUGGAAAUGGCAACACUUUCACAGAGCUAUAGUUUAGGAUGUCUUUGUCAUUUUUGCACCUCUUGAUUUGAGGACUGAAAGAUUUAUUUGUAAGUUUAGGUUUAUUUGAGGUUAUAUUUCUUCGUAAAGCAGUUCAGAUACAUCUUUUUUCUAGUGUUUGUGUAUAUUGCUGUGAUACAAGAACCUACUGCUACUACAGCACUCAGUACACCUUCCCAACCCUCUUCUUUUCAACUUUGUUAAACCCAAACAGCAACCUCUGGUGUCUUAAAGUGAGAUCAGUGUCUUCAGUGCAAACAGUUUCAGUUCUUAGUGCACAUUCAAGGCUUUCUCUAAAAGUCAGUAUUGUCAAGGUGACCGUUUUUACAGCAAGAGUUCACGUUUACAACCUGGUGCAAACAUCGGCUCAGGUCUUAAUAUGACUUUGUUUGGUUGGGUUUUCGAUUUGACUUGUGUCUGUAAUAGUGAGGCCAAUUGUCCAUAUUAAAAACUGAAUUUGGUUUAGCAUUGCCAGGAAGGUUCUCCACUCAGAAUGAAUCUGUCUGAUGCAAAUGUAUCAAAUAUAGAGAAAGUGCAAAAAAUGACUUCACAUGUGAGGAAAUAUGAAGAUGAGUCAAUAUUGAUUGCUAUGUAGUUAUUACGUCUGUCCUUUUCAGCACAGUCAUCCUCACUUCCCUUCAUACUCAGGUCCCGACACAUAUCAGGAGGCUCAGGCUUACAUCCGGACCAAAUUUGAAGAUCUGAACAAGAAGAAAGAGACCAAGGAGAUCUACCCCCACUUCACCUGUGCCACCGACACCAAGAACGUGCAGUUUGUGUUCGACGCCGUCACUGAUGUAAUCAUCAAAAAUAACCUGAAGGAUUGCGGCCUCUUCUAGAGAAAUGCAUUUGAAAGAGAGUCAAGGUGAGUUUCGACUCAGGAAGUGAUUCAACUCUCUGACGUGUCACAAAGAGAGUUGGUUUAAAGUCUGUGUCUGUGCUCUUUUAGAUUACUUGAACCGUUCUGGUGACCACAAAGAGAGGAGGAUUUUCACACAUCAUGAAUGACUGCACUGGCCCACCACCGUAUCUGCUUUGAUCUGCUUUUUAUAAAGACACCUAAGAGACUAAAAACCCGACGAGCCUUGUGGAAUUUCAACGAUUGCUGAUCCAGUCACUCGUAUUGAUAACUCUUUGGGCUAUGACCACAAAAUCAACAUUUAUUAUUGUGUUUUUGUUCUUUUUUUUCUCUUUUCUUUCAAUAACUAGUGGAGACAAAGGAAAACUUUUUUUUAUAAAUGCAUUCAUUUUACUUAUAGAAAUUCUGAUGUGCAAAUAAUUAAACUUUUAAUCACAUGAAGCUUGUUUUUUUAAGAGCUGGAGCACAGGCAUGAACUCAAAAAAAAAGAUGGUUAAAAAGGAAAGUGCUUUUUUAAAUAAUGUUUACAUAAGUUCAUCAUUCAUAGCCAAACCGUAUAUUGUUCUGCAUGUCUCAAUAUGGCAACUGUUAGCUUUGUAAUCCACACAAGUGAUCUAACAUUCCUUCAAAACAAAAAUAAAAAAUAAUAAAUAUUAAAAAGAGAGAAAAAAAAAUGCUUCACUUGCAGAGGGGAAAUUGAGGCAAAUUCUAACUGAUAUUUAAAGUAUGUGUUACCUAACAUCCUGUCACUUUUUGUAGUACCAUUUCCAUGUCUGUUGCAGUAUGUUGUGCCUUGACUUUUGUUUACAACCAAUUCCUAGAUAUGCUUUUUUUUCAGUACAUGUUUGACCUACUGUCCGCCUAUAUAUUUCUUCCUUUUUUUUCUGCCUAGCACCUAUGAAUAUAUAGAUAUGAUUAAUGAGAGACGAAAAUCUAAUUCAGAAAAAGGUUAGUGUUUUUGGUAAAUAAUAAAAUGCUUUAAAAGUCCUUUAUGAUUUAAUUUAAAUAAAAGUAGAGAUCACCUGA
Molecule: messenger RNA, 64856 nt
Organism: Xyrichtys novacula (pearly razorfish)
Lineage: Eukaryota; Metazoa; Chordata; Actinopteri; Labriformes; Labridae
Source: the annotation of a GenBank genome assembly